Molecule: messenger RNA, 78034 nt
Organism: Podarcis lilfordi (Lilford's wall lizard)
Lineage: Eukaryota; Metazoa; Chordata; Lepidosauria; Squamata; Lacertidae
Source: the annotation of a GenBank genome assembly
CUUAAGAGGAAGUCAUUUGCCAGUCAGCAGAAAGACGGAAAACAACGUGAGAAGCAGAGAGGGAAGAAAGAUGAAGAGGGGGAAGGGGCAUGGAGAGGAAGAGAGGAGACGCUCUAAAGAUCUGAUGUUCUCAGAUGCCUGACACACACCUUCAGCCGAUAGCUGUGCAGUUUUCCUCGUGGCUCUUAAAUGUUUCGGCAAGUGUGAUGUUAAGGACAAGUGGUACCAUCUCCACCCAUCGAAUUCCUCUCCUCUAUGCUUCCUGCACAUUUACACACAAAGUCCAGGCAGGCAUGCAUUGCGGAUGGUUGAUGUGAGAACGGUAAGUAUUCCCCCCUGCAUAGAUUGGCCGUUCUAUUGUAAGAUAGGGUGGGGUGUUCAAAGACUGAACAGAGAGUUCUGAAGCAGACCUCCAAAGGCCACCCAAAGGCCAAUGGUCUGUAGCCUGGAAAUAUGCAAUAGGCUUGAAAUGCUUGGAACACCUUCUGAGAUAUUUUAGCCCAGCUGUUGUGGGUUCGAAUCCUACUCACUAGAGAUCAUACCAUUUGGAAAGGCUUCAAAGUUUAGGCCUUGCCUGUACAGUGGUACCUUGGUUCUCAGAUGCCUUGGUUCUCAAACGCCGAAAACCUGGAAAUAAGUGUUCUGGUUUUUGAAUGUUUUUCAAAAUCCAAACAUCCGACGCGGCUGUCAGCUAUUGUUUCCGGGGCACCUGCACCAAUCGGAAGCCAUGCCUUGGUUUUCAAACAUUUUGGAAGUCAAACGGACUUCCGGAUCGAAUUAAGUUCAAGAACCAAGGUGCCACUGUAUUUGGUGCUUUUGUUUUUGCUAUUUAUUUUGCGUUUUGGUUUUUGAGGCUUUUUCGGUUAAUUUGUUUUUGUGACUGUAUGGAACCCAGUUCAGCUACUGAUUGGUUGAUUGUGUGACUGUGGAAAUGGAUAAAAGCCCCCCAUCCAAACAAUGACUAUCAUCAGUGCAGGUAAGGAAAAAUAAUAAUUUUUAUUUUUAUCAUCUACAAUACUGCCUUGUUUAUUUUAUAGUACAUUGAUUAUUGCUUUCAUUUUAUGGAUCAGUUAGAUAGUAGAAUUCAUGUUAAAUUGCUAUUUUAGGGGUUGUUUUUAGAAGUCUGGAACAGAUUAAUCCGUUUUGCAUUACUUUCUACAGGAAAGCGCACCUUGGUUUUGGAAUGCUUUGGUUUUGGAAUGGACUUCUGGAAUGGAAAGAAAGAAUAGAACCAUUCUAUGAUUCAUUCUAUGAUUCUAUGAUUCUAUGAAAGUUUGAGAACCAAGGUACCACUUCAUGGUGGUAUCUGUGUCUGAGUUGCCGACUGAAGAAGCCCAGAGGACUUUCAGGCAGGGCAAACAGUACAGGGUUAGAUGUUAGAUGCUCUGUUGGUGGGUCUUUAAAUUAGCCUUUGGACCUGAGUUUAUGGCAAGAGAUGAAGAGGAUUACUACUACUACUACUACUACUACUACUAGUAAGGAUGGCAGCUUAAUUUUGCUUCUGGGGCAGCCAUAGCUUUAUGUUGCAGCAUCUGUCUUUUGUACGUAAGCACCCAGGUUCAAAUCCUGCUACCUCCAGAUAAAGAAAUUAAUAAUAAUAAUAAUUUUUAUUUAUACCCCGCCCUUCCCGGUUCAGAAAACCAGGCUCAGGGCGGCUAACGACAAAUUUAAAACACUUAAUUGAUGCAACAACAAAACAGCAUAAAAUACAGUAUAAAACGUGAAUAACAAUAAAUUCGGAAUUCAAAAAUCAAUUUAGGGAGGAAAUCCAUCCAAUAAACAUUAGAUGAUCACCAGGGCUAGCUGGCUGAAUUAGUCCUAUUUGGGCCAAUGAGGAGAUCAGGGGAGAAUUAGCUGUGGGAUCACAGAGCAGGUAAUCUUCAUAAAAAGGGGAGGGAAGGAAGGGAAAUAAAAGAUCAGAGAAAGUUCAAAAUUGAAAGCCAGGCGGAAUAGCUCUGUCUUACAGGCCCUGCAAAAGGAAGUUAAAUCCUGCAGGGCCCUGGUCUCAUGGGACAGAGCAUUCCACCAGGUCGGAGCCAUCACUGAGAAGGCCCUGGCCCUGGUAGAGGAUAAUCUGACUUCCUUAGGGCCCGGGACAUCUAAACUAUGAUUAUUCAUGAACCUAAAGGUCCUCUGCAGGGCAUACCAGGAGAGGCAGUCCCAUAAAUACGAGGGCCCUAAGGUACCAGGAUCGGGAAAGUAGUGGGUUAUGUGGACUAACAGAAUUAUUCUGCAUUAAAUAACUGCAGCUAUCAGCUUUCAACAAUAAGGGUCAGCCCCAAAACAGGUUGUAACCAAGUCCCAUUGACACAACCGCUACCCCUUCCACAUAUUCUCCUGCUUCUAAGCUGGCAGCUGGAGGAAGGGGGUAGCUGGUGCUUCUCAAGAGCAUAGCUGUCAACCGUCCCUUAUUUGGCAGGAAAGUCCCUUAUCCUAGCGCCGUGUCCCGCUGCUGUCCCUUAUUGAUGAUGUCCCUUAAAUUUCCCAAGUUUCAAAGGAAGCAACUCCUCUCCCCCCCUCCCUGCCAGCCAGGGAGGAGGGAGGCUCCAACUGUGUUGCUUGGCUGCGUUGCUCACCCAAUAAGGAGUCUAAGAACAACUGGGGGGUGGAGCUUGCAUGCCUUGUGCCGAUCAAAUCGGCCACGUUGCCUGGGGACUCGCCUUUGCUCAGCGCUUCCCAGCGGAGAGGUGACGGUGGUUUUCCUUGCUGAAUCCCCUUUGCCGGGUUGCUGCGCUGUGGGAACCACCGCUUGAGGCUUCGUUUGGCUGCUGGCUGGGCUUUCUGCCUUUGGCUCGGAGGGGCUCAGAAGGCAAACAUACCUGUGCUCUGAAAAUCCCUUAUUUUGGCUGCUGAUCCCUUAUUUCCGAGGCUGCUGGUCCCUUAUUUUCAAAUCUGCAAGUUGACAGCUAUGCUCAAGAGGGUUGGAUUUGGCCCUGGGACUUCCAGUUGCUGAUCCUCGCCUUACAAGGAUAUGAUGUGCUGGUUCAGCACAGAAGAAGCAAUAAAUGACACAGCCUUCUGGGCACACCUUUCUGAGAGUUAUGUUAAUAGGGGUCCUAUUGGGGAGGUGAUGCUGACCCCCAUCAUUGUAUUUCAGGCCAGAUGUUAUUUUCCUUGAGAGCAUCUGUAUCUCUGAGCGGCUCGCAGGUGAACCCCCUGGUGCCUCUGUAAACAAUACAAAAUAUGCUAGGUAUGAGCAAAGGCAGGAAUAGUUGUCCUUCGGGAGCCAAAUUGCUUUUAAAAGAACAGUUGUGUGUCAGCACUGUUGCUACAGUUUGAUUGCAAAGUCUAAUAAAAGAAAAAUUUGCAACGAAUGUUCUUAAAAUUUGCACUCUCAACCUUGAAUGUAUCCAAGAGCUAGACUUUCAAUGCUGCAGAAUUUAACCUUCCUGGCUCCAAACUAGUCUGAAAUGGAACUGGGGCUACAUUAGAGUGGGACAAACCUUGUCAGUUACAGGUUUUCAUUUUUCAGUUGGUCACAUUUCUGGAUUUGUUUGCAAUUUAAGCAAUUAAGUCCUCAAGAGUGUUUGUCAGCAUUUUGGGGGAGCAACAUUAUGCAUAAGAAGCUGGAGGAAAGCAAGCCGGUAAAAGCUAGGGUUGCCAUAUGUCCGGUAUUUUCUGUACAUGGCCAGGAUUCAGCUGUUGGAAACAGUGUCCAGAAGGAAAUAGCUGAAAUCCAGAUGUAUGGCAACCCAUGUCAGAAGUGCAGAAUAUUCAACAACUUUGGGCAAAACUUUAAAAAGCUCAAAAACUUUGACCAAAAAAUCUCAACAACUUUUGUGUCCAUAUUUUCACUUUUUGAAUUUUGAAACAUGCCAACCCUAGAUAGAGUUAGGUAAAGGGACCCCUGACCAUUAGGUCCAGUCGUGGCCGACUCUGGGGUUGCGGUGCUCAUCUCGCUUUAUUGGCCAAGGGAGCCAGUGUACAGCUUCCGGGUCAUGUGGCCAGCAUGACUAAGCUGCUUCUGGCGAACCAGAGCAGCGCACGGAAACACUGUUUACCUUCCCGCUGGAGCGGUACCUAUUUAUCUACUUGCACUUUGACGUGCUUUCGAACUGCUAGGUGGGCAGGAGCAGGGACCGAGCAACGGGAGCUCACCCCGUCGUGGGGAUUCGAACCGCCAACCUUCUGAUCAGCAAGUCCUAGGCUCUGUGGUUUAACCCACAGUGCCACCCGCGUCCAGAUAGAGUUAAGCCAGUGUAAAUUUACAUCAGCUCCAAACUCUGUUCAGCAGAGUUUAUAUAAAUAUCUAUAUAAAUAUAUUUGCAGAGCAAUUUCCCCUGAUAUAUCACAUUUUCAUAUGAUGUUUUCACUAAUAUAUGUAUUUUCAUGCAGACUGUUCAUUAGUAUAUGCAUAUAUGUGCACAUUGCUUGGCUGGAGAACUGCAUUGCAAAAUUCAGAGAAUUAAAAUUUUUAAAGAUGGCUGAGUUUGGGGAAGACCUCUCUGGCUCAGCAUCUGCUUUGCAUGCAGAAGGUCCCAGGUUUGAUCCCUGGCUUCUCCAGGUAGAGAUGGAAAGUUCCCCUGCCCAAAACUCCAGAAAGCGGCUGCCACCUAGUGUAGACAAUACUGAGCUAGAUGGACCAAUAGCCUGACUUAGUAUUAAGGCAUCUUCUGUGUUGUGCUAUGCUAUGUUUCAGUUCGCUGAUCAUUUCAGAGAGCACAAAUCAGGUAGGCUCACCUUUAAAAGAUGUGGAAAUGAGGAGAACCGAAUUUAAGAUUGGCAAAAUGAGAAACUUGAUAUAUUUGCCUAUCCCUAUAGCCUAUAGGUGCUGGAGGAGACUCUUGAGAGUCCCAUGAACUGCAAGAAGAUCAAAUCUAUCCAUUCUGAAGGAAAUCAGCCCUGAGUGCUCACUGGAAGGACAGAUCCUGACGCUGAGGCUCCAAUACUUUGGCCACCUCAUGAGAAGAGAAGACUCCCUGGAAAAGACCCUGAUGUUGGGAAAGAUGGAGGGCCCAAGGAGAAGGGGAUGACAGAGGACGAGAUGGUUGGACAGUGUUCUCGAAGCUACCAGCAUGAGUUUGACCAAGCUGCGGGAGGCAGUGGAAGACAGGAGGGCCUGGCGUGCUCUGGUCCAUGGGGUCACGAAGAGUCGGACACGACUAAACGACUAAACAACAAUAGCCUGCAUAGGAUCCAUAACGACAUAGGUGCUGGGUUCCACCCAACUUGGAGGAGAGUCCGUCAUGCACAUGACAUCACACACACGAUUCGAACCACCAGCCUUCUGAUCAGCAAGCCCAAGAGGCUCAGUGGUUUAGACGUGAAAGGGGAAAAGGGAAAGGGAGCAAGCUCAAUUCUUCAAAGGUUAUUUGUUUGAGCCUGCUAACAUCAGAUGCAAUUUUAUGUUUCACCUCGCAGUAGGUUUGCAGCUAACGGUGGGUUUUUUUAUUUUACUUUUUCGGGAGAGAGAGGUAGUAGCAGGCUGGCUGGCAUGAAAAUGGAAAACUGCAAAUGAGUUGAGCAGACAAAUGAAGCAAGGAGGGACAUUCACUGGAUCAGAACCAGAAAAUGGCCAGCACAGAGCGUAAUAAAUCGGCAAUACAGCUGUGCCCCGGGGCAUUCAGACAGGAAUCUAGCAGCUGAUGAUAAGAAAACAAAGGCAAAAUAGAAUUGGAGGAGAUGGCCUGUGCAAUUCGGAAUUUUUUUCUUUGCAUUCCUACAUGGAGCCAAUUUAAAUAUUAAGAACAUACGAAGGUUAGCAUAGCCUUCUUGCUGGACCAUACCAAGGUCACAUGAGACUGGCAUUCUGUUUUCAACUGCAGAUGCCUCUGAAACAGAGGUGUUGACUGACCAGGAGAACCAAACCAGUUUGUCCUGCUCCUGUGCUUUUUAAAUAGCAGCUUGAUCUACACAAAUCAGUAGGUGGAGCAUGUUUACCUGCUAAUAAUUGUAGAUCAUGUCUGUUUAGAAUCCGUAAUGGACUGAGUGAGGACUAGAAAACUGAAGCUCCAUCCGGAUAAGGCAGAGGAAUUGCUGGUAAGAGGUUCAUCUUCCCAGGGCAAGAGGGUUCAAGCACUUCUGGGUGGUGUCUUCUUCUUUGGCGAUCACUAAUAGCUGAGUAAGAUUGUCUUCCAUGAACACAGUCUUAAUGCUGUGUCAGUAGGUGACUGUGGAGGCCAAUUCUGGAUCCACAUGUCCUUCCACAGUGAGGAUGUAGCUUUCUGAGUGGGAGUUGAUCAUGGUGAGGGUUUGCCAAAAUUGCCUUCCUCUUAGCUCGUUUCUCCCUUGCGUCCUGAGUUCCCAUGUCUUCAAAGUCCAUGACACUUUUGGUAAAGGCUGUUCUCCAACUGGAGCGCUCGCAGGCCAGUGUUUCCCGGUUAUCGGUGUUUAUACUAUAUUUUCUUAGAUUUGCCUUGAGAGAGCCUUUAAACCUCUUUUGCUGACCACCAGCAUUGCGCUUUCCAUUUUUAAGUUUGGAAUAGAGUAGUUGCUUUGGAAGACGAUAAUCAGGCAUCCGCACAACAACAUGACCAGUCCAACAAAGUUGAUGUUGAAGAAUCAUUGCUUCGACACUAGUGAUCUUUGCUUCUUCCCGUACACUGACGAUAGUUCGUCUGUCUUCCCAAGUGAUAUGUACAAUUUUCCAGAGACACCGUUGAUGAAAUCUUUCGAGGAGUUGGAGAAGGCAUUUAUAAGUGGUCCAUGUUUCACAAACGUACAGUAAGGUUGGCAGUACAAUAACUUUGUAAGCAAGCAUUUUGGUUUCCCGGCGAAUGUCCCAGUUCUCAAACACUCUGCACUCUCCUUAAAUCGGAAAUGGGGAAUCCUCCAGAUAUUGCUGGACUACAGCACAUCAUUCUUGGCCAUUGCUGAUUGUCUCAAUACUCUUUGCAAAUCUCUACCACAACUCCCCAUUUUAAAAAACAAAACAAACAAAGAAGCCCUAAACCUUGCACAUAGCAAAGGCACUGCAGCCCUUGGAUCAUUUUGGGGUUUUUUGGUGCAUUUUUUAGAUAACACAGCUGGAACUGGCCAGAUCAUUGCCUCAGUCUCAGCCUUGCUCCGCCUACUGCCAGGAUGUGAAAGAUUGGAAUAACGCAAGUAGCCACCAGUCUGAUUACAAGGCUGUAAACAUUUGGGUCUAUUAAAGUGCUGUUUGAAUGAUAAAUAAUAACACUGCAGAGGAUGAUUACAAAAACAAAGGACAAAUGAAAUAACGAAGUAGAUAAACUCAUAAAAAUGACUCUGAUAUCAUGCGUGGAUAUUUUAUGAGCCCAACUAAAGUUAACUGCACAUUUUUAACGUCCAAAACACAAUAAAGAACAAACAAAGAGUUGCUUCUCAUUUUAAUAAGACACAAUUAUCCUUGUUUCUGGUAAAUGCCAAUGUCUUCCUAGACAGAAGCGUGCAGAGUGAAAAACUGAAAGUCCAGAACAAUAUAAAAAUCUAUGGAGCUGCUCUUCUAUAAAUUAUGGAUGUAAAAGGGAAAACAGAGCAUACUGAUGUAAAAUGAGCAAUCAUUUCUUUUUACUCGGAGGGACUUCAGAGGCGAUGCUAGAGAAAUCUGGUCUCCUCCACUGACAACAACCAGGUAACGCUUAGGUAUGUUGAUUUGCAGAGAAGAUAAGUAACACCUUGACAUGAGGUUAGGUUAUUUGUCCGUCCAGCUCAGCACUGUCUACUCCAUAUCCCGCAAGUGUCCUGGAAAAAACGAAACAUCCCAUUUCUCGCCUGAUUUCACACCAAACUCUCCCCCCAAAAGCAUUUUUUUCAGCACCGUGAUCUCAUGCGGUGCCCCCAAAUAUGCCUUUUUGGGGCACAGCUCUCCCCCAAUCUUUUGAGCUCCGUGAUCUUGUGCAGGAGAGCACGGGAGGAAGAUGCAUGUCCCAGGUUGGGGACUCAAGACGUUGGAGGGUGUGUUGCUCUGACAACCAGCAGCAUUAAGGAUAAUGUUUUAAUUUCCUGAAAUGGAAAUGUUUGCUCAUGUUGAAUUGCUGUGUAUUUUUAGUAUGGGGUUUUCCCUUUAGCAAUAGCUCUCAUCUGAUUGGCGAACUGUGUGUCACAUGAGAGAGGCAUUCCAUUCUGUUGUGACUAUUAUUCAAGUCACUGUCGUUUUUAACUGUUCUCAGUUCUCUCUGUGUGAGGGAGAAUCGAUGCUGAGAGACUUCUCAGGAUAAUGCAGGGGACAGAGUUUCAGGAAGAGGGCCAAGAGGAAGGGUAGCUUGUUUGAAGGCCCCCUCAAACCUAGAGCCAGGCCUGAAACCAGAUGCAGUUAUUGAAGCUAUUAUUUUAAAUCACAUCUGAAGCACAUUCUUCCCCUCAAAGGAUUCUGGGCACUGUUGUUUACCCCUUGCAGAUUUACUAUACCAUGCAACACUCAACAAACUACAGUGCCAUAUCCCACAACUGUCCCAACAAAACCGGAACAUCCCAUGUUUUCCUGCAAGAGCACGGCGGCCAUUUUGGGCAAUGGCAUCUCAUGCACUUUUGGGACACAGUCUUGUUUUCUUCGGGGUUGAGGUCUUGCAUGGCACCCCAAAACACAUUUUUGUGGGGUGCCAUGCAAGAAAAGUGUUUUUUGGGAGGUGCGUGCGAGCUCACGGGGGUCAUGUGACCCAACAUGGGAGUGCUACACCAGAAGAUGGUGCCCCAAGUUUCUCCCCGUGUUGCACUGAAGGGUAUGUCGUGCCCAGUUUUAUUCACAUCAAAUAUUUAAAGCACUAUAAUACCACUUUAAACAGUCCCAAAUCCUGAGAGUUGUUAGGAAACUCCUCUUCCGUUCCCAGAUCUGCAAUUCCCAGGGUGGAUUGACAAUCAAUCCCUCUUCACAGGGCAUAGCUGUCAACUUUCCCCCUUUUUAAAGGAUCUGAUUUCUUUCCGCAGGGCCUGUAAGACAGAGUUGUUCCGCCUGGCCUUUGGCUUGGAGCCAUUUUGAUUCCCUCCCCCUCUUUCUUUUUCCUUUCUCCUCCUGUGAUGAGGCUGCAUUUUAAUAUUUUAAUGUUUCAAUAUUUUAAUGUUGUAUUUUAAUCUUGUUUUUAAGUUGUAUUCAUUCAACUUGUUUUUAUUAUUGCUUGUUAGCCGCCCUGAGCCCGGCCUUGGCUGGGGAGGGCGGGGUAUAAAUAAAUAUUAUUAUUAUUAUUAUUAUUAUUAUUAUUAUUAAAUUCCCUUAUUCCAAAUAGGAUUCCUCGCAAGAAAAGGGAAAAGUUGACAGCUAUGAAGGUCUCCUAAAAACUCUCAGCACCCUUAACAAAUCCCAGGAUUCUUUGGGGGAAUGUAUGACUGUUUAAAGCGGUAUUGCUUUAACUCUUUGGUGUGAAUCCUCAUUCAGAAUCUGAUUACAAACCACCUUUGUUGAGGAAAACCCAUAUUGCUGAGAACAUCAUAAAAUAGUUCUCACACCACUGACCGGAAAGGGAAGGUGAGUCACACACACUGACUGAAAAGGCAUUACUGGCUGCUGAGAGACCAUUUCUUAUUUUAUUUUGCCGAAUGCUUUGUAAACGCAACUGUACCCUUCUUUUUGGAGAAGGGUUGGUAACUUUAAUUAAUUAAUCUGGGGAUCCAAAAUGUUCCUUGUAAAAAUGCAAGCUGAUUCAUAUGAGGCAGACUGCUGUACUGUUUUUGACACCUCCAAACCCAUUUUUAUUCAUUUUGUUCAGUGAAACACUAUUGCAUUCAAAUAAUUACAGAGUUACCUGCCAAUUACUGAUUAUUAACUUGACGAGCCUUUCUGUUUUUACCUCAAAAGCUCAAAAGACAAUAGCGAGUUGUAAAAAUUAAUACUAUUGCAAUAAUAAAAUAUAUGUAUAUAUUUGAAACAUACUGAUAUCUUACCACAGUGGGUUUUGACGUACAAAAGGGGGGAGAGAGAAAGAAAACAAAUAUAAGUAAUCUCUAGCUGAAGUAAGAGUUUAUUAACUUGAAACAUUUCAAAACCAUACUGAGAUUUCGGGAGAAAAAUUUGACAAUAAACUCUAAAAGGGGACUAAAUUUCUCUAAAUACUCUUUGGCCAUAUCCUUUUUGUUUACUUGUUUGGGGCAGGCAUACCCAGAUGCUCUGCCACUAUGGCCCUAUCCCAUAAUAAGCAGCAGGUCCCAGGAGUUUGGAGGCCAAGGGUUGAAGGGCUAUUGGGCAAUAAAUAGGAAAGGGAAAUAUAGGUAAACAUAUCUUCUUGAUUGGGUGAUUGCAUUUAUAUCCCACCAAUUUUUCUCCAAGGAGAUCAAGUUGGUUCUCCCCCUCCUCAUUUAAUCCUCACAACCCUGAGAGGUUCCAGGAUUGAUCCCCAACAUCUUCAGAAAAAGACUCUUGCUUGAAACCCUGAAAAGCAGCUGCUGGCCAGUGUAGACAAUAUUGAACCUGAUGGGCCAGUGGGCUGGUUCAGUAUAUGGCGGUUUCCUAAAUGAAGCAGAGAGGCAGGGACUGGCCCAAGGUCACCCAGUGAGUUUCACGGCUGAGUGGGGAAUCAAACCCUGUUCUCCCAGGUCCUAGUCUGACACUCUAACCACUACACCACACUGGCUCUUCCAUGCUAUGUGGGGUUGUUGUUAGGCUGUGGAUUAGCUCCUCUCUAAUAGCUACUGCUCUAAUGAACAGCCAGGUAGUCAUUCGGCUGGACAGGGGUGUGUGCAUGUGACACUAGGUAGGUCAAUGAAAUGUCGCCUAUUAGAACAGCAACGUAAAAUGGAAGAAGUGCUACUGAACAACACAGGACUUGACUUCUAUUUGCAGUAGAUUGUAUUGGAUUGCACUGUUAGGCAAUGAAGGAAGCCCAAUGAUGUGCAAUGGGGCGUACUCCCAAGUAAAUGGAUCUAGGAUUGCAGCCUUUUUGACUCAUAAAAAAUGACCCAGUUAAGCGGGUAGCAGUUAAUUUAAAAAAUGAACUAUAAAUUCAAUACAAUUGCACUUGGGAUGGCAGAUGCCUUUGUUGGACUCUGACACACAAGACAGAAUUUCUCUUGCAAUUUUUUGUUUUGUUUUGGUAUUAUAUUUGGUUCCCCGUUUUCCUCCAAGGAGCUCAGUGUGGCUCUUCUUCCCUCGUAAUUUCAUCCUGUGUGACACUGGGUGUGACUCACCCAAUGAACCUCAUAGCCUAGUGGGGAACUGAACCUAGGUCUUAGCCCAACACUGUAACCACUAUGCCACACAGCCUCUGAUGAUUAAUUUGCACGUGUCAUCUUAUGUUUCCCCACUUCAGAAUGAUUGUUUUUAUUCCUUUGUGAAGGCUUGCCAUUUAAACCAAUUAAUUCAUCGAUGAAUCAAUUAAAAAUCAUCUGAUGAAUGACUAAUGUUUCUUUCGUCAUGCGGCAGCCUUAUUUUCUCAUGCUUAGUGUCUAAAAAAAACCCCCACUGAAUCUUGUGGCACCGGAAAAAUGAAUGGCAUGAGCUUUUCUUAAGUAUGCUACCACCUUGUCCCGCUCUGAAAUCUGUGUGAAUAUAGAUUUGAGUUAGAAGAGCAACACACCCACCCACCCUUUAAAAGCUCCAUACAAUACAAUGUAUUUAAAGUACAUUUAUACUGGGAACUGUAGUUUACCACUCACAAUCCUCCUGAGCACCCUUAAAUGACAUUUCAUUUCAUGUGCUUUAAAGCUGUAUGCUUUUGAAUGUGGACGUGAUGGGUUAGAGCGGUUCUCAACCUGUGGGUCCCCAGAUGUUGUUGGACUACAACUUCCAUCACCCCUGAGCUCUGGCCUUGCUAGUUAGGGGUGAUGGGAGUUGUAGUUCAACAACAUCCGGGGACCCAUAGGUUGAGAAAGGCUGGAGUAGGAGACUCCAAUUUCCCUUAUAGAGCUUGCUUUGUUUAUUGAAUAUAUUUCUUCCCCAAGUUUGGAAUCAGACUUCUCUAUGACGAAUUGGUUGUUAAACCACUCUGGAAAUUGUAGCUCUGUGUGGGGAAUAGUGGGUCUUUUAACAACUAUCAAUGCCCUUAACAAACUACAGUUCCUAGGCUUUUUUGGUGGGGGAAGAGGGAGCCAUGACUGUUAAAGUGGUAUAAAUGUGCUGUAAACGUAUGAAUUGUAGAGUUGGAUGGGACCAUUAGGGUCAUCUAGUCCAACCUGCCGCAGUGCAAGAAGCUUUUGCCCAACAGGUGUCAAUGAGACCUCACCCUUCUCCAGAAUGGAGAUUAAAUGGCAGGAAAAAUCCCACCUAUUAAAUAGGGGCCAGACUAACACGCAGGUGAUAAAUACACAGGAAAGCAAUGCAGGCACAGAGGAAGACUAUUGGCACUUCUAGUAAGGGUAGGCUGUAGCGUCUCAAGGGGGUGGGGAUGGGGAAAAUAUAUUUUUUACAUACUCAGAGAUAAUUUCCCCCCAUUAUUAUUUUGCAUAGUCAGCCAGGAUCAAUCUUUGGUAUAAAAAAAGAUAUCAGGAACAGCAUAAAAGUAACCUCCACACCAUACAUCAAAGCAUUUUGAUAACACAUCAACGAUCAUGUCACCCCCCCAAAAAAAAAGAAGCCUGGGAACUGUAGUUUGUCGCGGAACUACAAUUCCCAGCACCCUCUACUAAACUACUGUUCCCCAGGAUUAUUGGCAGGAAGCCGUGACUUUUAGCUUCGGUUCCAGGCAAGAGUGCAGCCCCCGCUUAACCGGGAGAUGUCGGGAUUUGAAUCGGGGACCUUCUCGGGAAGCCCUGCCACUGAACGACAGCCGUUCCCUUAUCUGUCCAGAGCAUAGCUGUCAACUUUUCCCUUUUCUUGCGAGGAAUCCUAUUCGGAAUAAGGGAAUUUCCCUUUAAAAAAGGGAAACGUUGACAGCUAUGGUCCAGAGCUUAGUUGCUUGCGGCUCGCUUGCUUUCAAGAAACAUUUAAGUCCCUUAAAAAAACAAAAAUCCCAGAAAGCGCUGCUUCAAUCAAGGGUUGGACUCCAAGUCCCAUCAGCCUCCCGCCAGCGCGGCCGCUACUCGGGGCUGAUGGGAGUUGUAGUCCAACGAGCAUCUGGGGGGCAUUAAAGCUGGCUUCUAAGCCAUCCCUUCUUCCCAUUCCGCCCGCCCCACUCGCUCUUAUUAGUUUGGUUCGCGUCGCGCGCCGUCCCCGGCAGUCGCUGCCAGUCACUAGGAAGGGAAGAGGAGGCGGGGGCAGCAGCCGUGUCAGAAAGCAGCGACAGCGCCGCCUUUCCCCCUCCCUCCCUCCCUCCUGGGUUUUCUUUACCUCGUCCCCGCCCCCUCCUUUUCCUUUCCGCCCGCCCGCCCGGCUUCCGCCAAUCAGCGCCCGCCCGCGUCGGUUUCUGUCGGACAGGGCGGGGCCGGGGAGGAGAGGAAGGGAAAGGAGGAAAAGGGGGAGAGGGAAAAAAAAAAGUUUAUUGAAGACUCGGAGGAGCCAAGCGGCGGCUGGAACUCUGCGGCGCGAGGACCCUCGCGAGCCCCCCUCCCCUCCCGCGGAGUCAGGUGAGAGAGCGAGAGCGCGUGCGCGUGCGCGGGCCCGUGGGCUAGUGGCUGUCUUUUCUCCUCACUCCCCCCCUCCGUGUGGGGGGCGGGUCGGGGGAAAGAGUGGGUCCCCCCCUUUUUCUCUCUCUCCUCCCUACCCCACAUACAUGGGGUGGGGCUCUUCUCUCUGCCCCCCAUUCCCACCCCAAAUUACCCCCCCCCACAUAUUUACUUAAGCUGCCCCACUUUCCCUGGGGGCGAAUUCAGUGGGGCUUACUCCCGAGGAGGCUUAGUUAGGGUCGUGUAGGGGAGGGAGGGGGGUCUCUUCACAUUACUCUUCUCACUGCCUCUCCCCCCCCCCACCCCGUUCCCCACUUACAUAACCUGGGAGAGGGGCGAGGAAAAGGGGGAGAAAUGAUAUGGGAGACCCCCCUCUUUUUGCCAAAGCCCCACAUUAGGAAAGAGUUGGGGCGAGCUCUCCCCCCCCCCCACAAAGAUAAAGGCUCUUUGGGCCCAGCUUGAAGGAAGGAAAGGGGAAUUCUAUGGGGAUGUAACAGGCUCUAGGGAGGGGGUGUACGUGUUCCUUCCCCCCACCAGGGGACCUUACUUUUUUGGGGGGGAUAGGGGUCUUAGGCAGCCCCUCUUCGCUUUACGUCCCCCAGAAGGAGGGUUAGAGGAAUAUGUGGGGAAGGUGAAAUGUUGUGGGGGGGGGUUAACCCCAUUCAGAGGACUUUGACCUAUGGAGGGCACAGGGCUUUAAAAUUGCUUGUUUAUUUGUCCCCUUCACACACAGGAAAGGAGGGUGAAAGAAUGACAAGGGAAGCUUUUGCUUAAAUACUUUUAGUUCCCUUCAGAGCACUUUACACUGGAGGAAGAGGGGGGGUUGGGGAAUGCUUCCUCUUCUUACCCCCCCCCCCAGGGUAAAGUCUCCAAGUGGUAGACUUCAGGGAAGAUAAGAGGGAAGGGGUAUUGGGAGAGGGGAAAGAUCUUAGGGGUGCCUUCUUUUUCUUCUUUGACACCCCCCCCCCAAAGCUGAAGGAAGGGUUAGGGGUUAUAUGGACAGCUGCCACUUAAAAACUGAAAGGUUUUUGGCUGGGUAAGAGGAAAAGGGAAGACCAAGAACCUUCUCUCUCUCUCUCUCUCAAAUAGGGAUUGACCCCAAUUCACACACUCAUGUGGUAAUUGAGAGGCAGGGGGUUCACUGGGAAACCUCCGCUUAAAGGCAAGGGUGGUUAUCAGAAAGACCACAGGACAAUUUCUGGUGGGCCCCUUAUAUGUUAUUUUAACUUGCCUGUUAGUUGCUGCAGUUCCUUACUAAGGAGUCCAGGCUAGAUGGGCCUUGAUAUCAUCUGGCAAAACUCUUUCUAGCCUCUUAAAAUGGAGAGUGCAGACUUGGGACAACUGGUUAGUUGUACCUUAACCCUUCAAAGAUCCUGAAAGUGCACUCGUAUUCAACUUAGAACACAUCAUGGAAAGGUAGGGUUUCUAGUUAAAAAAAAAAGUAUUCUAUGAAAAGCUAAAGUCAACUUAACCUAUAUGUAGGGGAAUGUUUACCCCUUCCUCAUUUUCAGAAGCUUGUACCCCUGUGAUAGAUUAAGAGAAACAGCAGCACGGGCAUGAAGAAACAUCUUCCUUUGCCUUCUAGGUUAUAUUAAAUAUCUAGUAAGGAAGAAAAUGGAAUCCUCAUUGUAUCAGGGAGGGUAAUUCCCUGUUUAUUAUUUGUGCCUGUGUUCAGAGAUCUCAGCUGCUGGAGUGUUUUACAAAAAAACAAAAGCUUCACAACAGCCCUGUGAGGGCAUUUAGGCUGUCAGAGAGAAUGACUGCUUCAACGUCUGUCAGUGAGCUUCAAGUGCGGGAAUUAGAUUCCGAGUUCAGUCCUUAUGCAAACCUUAAGGAAAUAGAACAAGGUUCUUCUAUAGCAGGCUUCCUCAACCUUGGCCCUCCAGAUGUUUUUGGCCUACAACUCCCAUGAUCCCUAGCUAGCAGGACCAGUGGUCAGGGAUGCUGGGAAUUGUAGUCUCAAAACAUCUGGAGGGCCGAGGUUGAGGAAGCCUGCUCUAUAGCCUGUGGUCUUCCUUAUGCUGUUGAACUACAACUCCCAUCAGCCCCAGCCAGCAUGAUCAAUGACCAGGGCUAAUGGGAAUUGUGCAGCAACAUCUCAAGAACCACAGGUUCCCCAUCCAUGUACUAUAUAGGAUACAUUCACUCCUUGAAGUUCUCUGACACUUGUUCCAUCAUGGGGCCUUCAGUCAUCCUAAAACCACUAUGGGGAACCUUUGGCAUUUUGGCCCUCCAGAUGUUGCUGAACUACAAUUCCCAUCAGUCCCUGCUAGCAAGACCAAUGGCCAGGGAUGAUGGGAAUUGUAGUUAAGCAGCAUCUGGAGGGCGGAAGGUUCACCAUGCCUGCCCCAAGGAACUGAGGAAGAAGACAUUAGGAUGGGGAAUGAAAUGUGAUGUGAUGUUACACUCUUCAGUAGCUUCUGAGCAGGCAGAGAGUUCUGCUCGACAUUUGGGACAGGCAGAAACAAACAAAAACUGUUGGAAGAAAGGGUGCUAGGUAAUUGGUAUCUUCUUGGAAAUGGGUUGGGGACAAAUUGUCCUUUCUUAGGCCUGCCUACUGGAUGUAAAGAGGAAUCUUACAAAACGGGUGGACUAGAUUCAUGGGAGGACAAGUAUUUUUGUGUGUGUGUUGUGUUGUGUGUGUGUGUGGCAGUGGUGGUUAUCAGCACACCAAGGGACCUAUUAGAGCCCUGGAAGGAAGUAGCAAAGGAAUACAGAGACCUUAUCAUGGGAUGUGGGAGGCUUGGUAGAGUUUUAGGAGAAACAGGAAAUAGCAGCUCCUGCCUCCAGCAGGUUCUGGAAGGCAGGGGCAUUCCCCAAUGGGGAAGAGUUGGUAUGUGAUUUGGGAAGAGGGGAGGUGAUGUGGGCUGAUGUGCAGCCUCACUGCCCCCAACAUGUAAACAUGCUGAGGGAUGUGAGUUUAACCUCAAGCAGCUGUUGUUUUUGUCCCCAGCUGCCUUGCCCUGUGGAGUAUGAGUCAAUCAGGUGACGGGAUAUCCAGGAAAUAAAUAGACCAGUUAGAAGUGCCUGUGGUUUGGGGUGCUUUGGUUAGAGCUGUGGGGCUCUGAGCUGGCCUGGGGGGCACACAGACAUUUGUCAAAGAGACCACCUGUAGGGUUUGUUUGCGGUCACUGUUCAUUGUAUUUACUUCUGGGCUGAUUUUUCUUCUGUUAACCUGCACAUUUGAUCUCAAGAGAAUUAGAUUCUAGGUAAGUCUGCUUUGAAUUGUAUAGCCUUCCUUAAUGCCUUUCAUGAGGUGUAUCAUGUUUUGCAUUAUAUGUUUAAUCUUGUUAGAACUGGGAGCUUUGUCUUUGGCUACAAAUUCCCUUUUUUGUCCAGGUGGUGAUUAAACUCAUGGCAAUGCUGGACAAUGUGAUUUAAUUUUAUUAAUGUUUAGCCUAUUACAGGAAAGAUCAGAAUACAAGCUCUUGGGCAGAAGAAGGUCAAAAGUGAUUUAACUUGCCGGGAGCUGUCGACUGGGACAUUUUUUUAAAGUGAAUUUCUCCAGGUUACUGUUCCCUGUUGUCUUAGACCUAAAUAUGGCAAUGAAUUGACACCCCCCCCCUUGCAAAGUCUAUCCAAUGAGAACACAUUUGUGUCUACUUUUCCAGACAGCUGCAGUUUAUUUCAAGCAGUAAAGUUCUUCAUUUUUGCCAUUUUUGCACUGUUAGCACUACCACUUUUGUUGUGGGAUGCAUGCUUAUCCUGUUCCUUCUGCUUUGCCUUCAGGCUGAGAGGAAAAAUAGUGACUUGUAUAGUAUUAGUCUUUUGUACUGCAUUGGGGUUAGAGUGGAUGGAGAAUUGUGCCUCCAGCCAGCUGUUUCUGCCCAGGAGGGCAAAAGAGUACACUGCUCACUUUUUUUCACAUUGGUUGGUGUGCACAUUGCACUAAGCUACCCUAUGGCUUAGCAUGAGUGUGUGAGCUCCCAAAGAGGAUACUAUGUCUGCUUAGCUGGAUCUCUUUUGGUCCUGCUGAUGCUGUACUGCUGGGAGCUAAGCCAUGGUUUGGCAUAGUACCUCCGAAACCAUGAUUUCCCUCUUCCAGAGUUCAUGGUUAGGGUUCAUGGUUUGCCUGGGGGGCUAGGACUGGGCCCCUUGCAGGGUUGUGGGCACCUACAAUCGCAAGCCUGAUGUUGACCUCGUUUCCACCUUCACAAGAACUCAGUCAUAAUUGGGUUUGUGUGUUUUUUCACUCUUGUUUUGAGUGCUGCUUGUGAACGUGUGCCAUAGAUUUGUGCCUUGAAUUUGGACCUGGAGAACCUUUUAGCUGUUCUUAAUGAUCUUCUGACACGUGCGUACCGUGUGCUGUUUAUUGUUUCGUUGAGAAAAGAACGGGUGGCUGGCAACCGUAUCCAAAGUUUACAAGUGUGCCAUGCACAGCUUUUUAAAAAAAUAAAUAAAUCUGUGCCUGGACUUGUUUCUGUCUGCAACCUUGCCCACGAGGUAUGAGAGCAGAGAAGACACCCAGAGCCGAGGGUGAUUUGCUUCCUGUAAAGAAUCAUUGUGGUACUGUGCCGUUGCUGACUCCCAUUUAAUGUUAGUAGGUGACUCCUGUGGUUUAAGGCUGGUACAUAAUCAGACUUCGUAACUUUUACUCGGAAGCCUUAAGCAGAACAGUAAAACUCCUUGUGUAAUCCCUAUAAGAAACUGCAUUUAAAUAACUUCGUUCCUUUCUUGAACUGUAGAUGCUUAUUGAACCUUAGGUACUUUUAAAAAAUGUGCUUUAUUUUUAGGCCUUAUAAUUUAUUCCUCACUGUCUUUUGGCUUUCAACUCAUUGAUGGCUUUUAUUGCUGCUCUUUGAAUUUUCUCUCGUUUGACAAUGUUUUUCGGUUGUGGAGACACCCAGAAAUGUAAAAAUGCUUCUAGGAUACAAAAUAUCAGCCAUAAAGGUGGGGGAAUAUCUUUCUGCCUCAUAGUGACUGUUAAGAAUGCUUUGUUUGUACAUAUCUCAUGUAAUGUUCAUCCCUCACUUGCAAGGAAUUGAUCAUUCAUUAUGGCAGCCCCUGGAACUCCCUACCUAUUGAUAUCAGGCAGGCAAUUUUGCUGUAUUGUGUUUGGCACCUGCUAAAAAGAUAUGUUUCAACAAGCCUGCACUGGCAUGUAUUCCCGCCCCCCUUAUAAUAGUUUGUAAAUUGCUGGUUUUGUUUAGUUUUUGAUACAAUUUCGUGUCAAUUUGUUUCUAAUGUUUGCUUUCAUUGGUGUUUUAAGGAAUAUUUUAGAUUGCCCUUUGUAAACCAUUUAGAGACUUUCUUUUUGAGUAAAUGUAUAAAUUUUGUUAAAUGCAAAAGUUCUAAGUCUAGAGAGCUUGGUGCUUAUCCCCUUGAAAGUUUUGCUUAGGGUAGCAGCCUUGAAACAAAAAUGGAGAAUUUUGACACUUUACAAAAUACCUGGUUUAUUUACAUUUACAGCUUUACUUUAUUUCUGAUAAAUAUUUUGAUAUGUCGUUCAGCCAUGCUCCCGAGACUGUAGUGUCAGAAGUUUUUCUAGAAUAAGUGAUUUGGGUUUCUUGCUGCCUCAACUCAGUGGCUUAUCUCUGUCCAAAAGAUGUUCUCUCGGUCCUCUGUUGCUACUCCCUCCUUUCCUUCCAAAGAACUAUUAUUUCUCAACUGUUUGCUUCACCAUUUGAUUGCAGUAGAAACAAAUCUUUCGCAGAUCCCACAGACGUGAAUUUCAACCUUAACAUCUUCACUAAUUCCUUUCAUUACGUCUUCCUAAAAUUUUUAGUAUGCAAGUUGCCACAAAACGUCAAGUGCUAUGUCUUUGAAAAUAGACAACACUUUGUAUUAAGGCCACUUGCAGUACAGUAUAACUUUUGGGUCUCUUCCCCGCCCCCGCCCCCUUUAAUUGAGUGACUUCUUGUAUGAAAAGGGGCCAGGGUGGUGGUGAAAGCAUGUUGUUAGAAGCUGUUUUUACUUGGAUGGUGCCUUGACCUGGAUGGUGUUAUUAGAUCAGGGGUGGGGAAUGUUUUUCAGCCUGAGGGUGGCAUUCCCUCAUGAUCAACAUUCUGGGAGCUGCAUACCGAAUGCUGAGCAGGUCAGGGACAAAAGUGGUUGGAGCAAUGAAUUAUUAUUAUUUUAUUAUUACAUUUACACCCCACUUUGCCUCCUCCAAGGAGCUCAAGGUGGUGCCUACAGUUCCUCCCUUUCCCAUGUUUUCCUCACUACAACCCUGUGAGGUAGGUUAGGCUGAGAGAUGGUGACUAGCACAAGGUUGCCCAGCGAGGUUUGUGGCUGAAUGGGGAUUUGAACCCUGGUCUCCCAGUUCGUAGUCCAAUGCUCGGACCAUUACUCCACAAUGGGUGUGACCAUUACCCUUGUGCAGUAGGCUAUAUUCCAUCUGCGCAGAAGUCAGAGGUUUAUGUAUGUACCCACUUAUCUUCACAGCCCAUCCAAACAAGAAGGUUAGUUCUCACAGUCCGAGGACACAGCCCGCCAGACAAAAGCAGUUGAGCAGAUCCAGUCCAUCAGGGGCAUGGCCCAAAGAGUGUCCUGGGGGCUAGAUUGAGAGGCUGGAAUCUGAGGUCCCUCAGCGCUGUAUUAGAUCUUGCUCACAGAAUUGUCCGCGAACAAGGUGGAUUAUAUGUUGCAUCAUAUCCAUUCAUAUUGAUAACUGAAAAAGUCAUCCCGUUUGAAAUGUACCUUAAAUGAAAUCUUGGGCCCCAUCUGCACUAUACAUAGAAAGCUGUAUCAUAGUGCUUUAAAUGGCCACGACUUCCCCUAAAGAAUGCUGGGAACUGUAGCUCAUUAUGUGUGCUGAGAGUUGUUAGGAGGGCCCUAUUUCCCUUACAGAGCUACAGUUCCCUGAUUAGUUUAGCAUUCAUUCCAUCUUCACAGGGAAUUUUGGGCAGUGUUACUUUAAAGGAAUAGUGGAGGAGGGGUCUCCUAUCAACUCUCAGCACCCGUAAACUAGGUUUCUGUGGAAGAAACCAUGACUGUUUAAAGUGAUAUGAUACUGCUUUGAAUGUAUAGUGCAGGUGGGGCUUAGCUGUUUUUAAAACACAUUAUUCCACUUAAAGAGAUUCGAAAGAGGGUAUGGCUAGUUAUCAGCAGGACAGUAGUAUUAUGGAUUUAAACCAAAGAACUGAAGAAUUCUUAAUUUCUCUGGCUGCUAAAGCAAUUGCCCAGUUGAUUAAGCAACAGUUAAAACUGUUGGAGGCAAAGUAUUUUUUAUUAAGAAAAAGCUUAAUUACAGGGCAGUGUUUAAUAAUAAUAAUAAUAAUAAUAAUAAUAAUAAUAAUAAUAAUAAUAAAUUUAUUAUUUAUACCCCACCCAUCUGGCUGGGUUUUCCCAAUGUGGAAUGAAACUCCUAAGUUAUCUGAUAAUGAUAGAUAUGAAUACCUUUUUAAAAGUUAUUUUAUUGUUUCUGUUCCAUUGAAUUUAGGUCAGAGAAUGAAGCAUCUAUGAUUUUUUGCUUUUUAUUUUUUAUUAAUCUAUUAAUUGCUUUUUACAUUUGUAUUUAAUAAAUACAGGGGGGUUUUUUCAGUUACCAACGAAACCCCAACUAAAUGCAAGUUUAAGAAGCCCAAAGUGAAGAUACACACCCAGCUUGUUGAUACAAAAAUGCCUUCCUUUGUUUCUGUAAAGUACAGCUAGUGGGCACUUGUCUUAUCUCAUUCUGGAUGUUAUUCCACAAAACAGGAGCAGCCACACUGAAAGCCCUGCUCUGAAUUACAGUGGUGGAGCAGACUUCUGAUAUUUGAGGGACUUUAAGAAGAAAUACUCUUGCAGAGCACAGUGACCUGCUGGAAAAGGGCAGUCUCUCAAGCUGCAGGCCUCCUUGACUCAAGCUAUCAAACCUAGACCCCAGGUAGUCAACACAAGAGAUUUGUGAUUGUAUUCCUGCCUCUUAAAAAUAGUAGCUGUAGGGCACUUGGUCCAAACACAUAGUAGCUUUUUUUUUUUGUUGAGAGUCGGGGAUCUUUUAUCAAGAAAGUGGCAGGAAGGGAAGCUUAAACUCCUCCCUCCACACCGUGGUACAAAAAACCCAGACAAAUCAGAAGUGCAGUCAUGCAUUUUCUUGUCACUUCUAGUGUUGUUACGUGCCCCAUAUACCCUCCAGUUUGUUUCUUAAAGUCUUUUCCUAAUGGUAUAUUCAACAAACGUAAAUGCAUUGCUUUUGAAUCCCUUGGCAGGUGUCUAGCUCUAGACAUCUAGAAAAUGCUGCUUAAAAAUUGGACUCUAUAUUCCAUGCCAAAGUGGAGACAUAGAUCUCCAAAACUUCUCUUUUCAUUGUAGUGGUCAGAGACCUGUACCUCUCCUUGAACCUUGAACACUGAUUUAUAUGCCUGGUGUACAACAGGGUAUAUUAUGUCACCUGUCAAAGAUCACAAGGGUCAAGGGUCAUCCAAAAUGUUUUGAAUUCUUCAAAUAUUGCAUGUGAAAGGUAUUGAUGAACAGCCCCUUUUGUAACUUCCUGGUUCAGGGAAACUCUUAAUGCAUAAGGAAAUGUUGGUUAAAGAUGUAAUUGAAGGCACCUUAAGAGAUGAAAAUGUGGAGGUAAUAUUUAGAUCUGCCAUUGUUGUAUUUGGCUUGUGAGCCUCAGGAAAAGUCCUUGGCAUCCUUAUGUCUCAAGAGACAAUGGUGUGUGUGUGUGUGGGUGUGUGUGUGUGGGUGUGUGUGUGUGUGAAGUCAAACCAAGCCAAGCCAAACCAAGCCGCUGUGUUAGCAGCAUGGAAGUGACCUCCCUGGAAGUGUGGGCAUCAUAUAUGGAAGUCCUGGGCUGCCCAGACAACAAGACCUCUCUUUUAGCCUCGCUGAUGUGAUCCAAAGGAAAGCAGAACAAUUUUUUUUGAACCAGCUUGGCUGGAAUAGUAGUGAUCCAAAUUCUUCAGACUUGUGACUUCUAAUAGUGAUAAACAAAUGCCAUCUCAUCUGAUACUUCAUUUGUUGGGUCUUUGACCUGUUGGAAUAAUUCAGUCCCUAUUCUGAAGAAUGGAUAGGAUGUGGGUUAUCUGAAAGAGUGUCUUAACCUCUGGAAUGCGAAACCUUAAUCCUAUUAAGGUAGAAACUUCAUCAGCACAGAAGAUGAAGAUGAGGAUCAAGUUUGAACGUACCUGUAGAAAUCCAGCUCGGCCAACAGGACAGUGCAAUUCUGUGGAUCAGAAUAAGAUCUGAACUGCAGCUGGAUUUUUCUGCAUCCCGUAUAGCCAGUCCUAGCCUAUAUGCAGCUGUUAAGGUGUGGGUAUGGGAUGUGACAUUUUUGUUGCUCCCACCAUCUCUACCCAUUGGCCAUGCUUCCUAAGGCUGAUGGGAGUGGGAGUCCCAACAAUAGCUGAGAGUCGCAGGUCUCCCCUCUCCCCUCACUUAAGGCUACGGAUUGAUAAUGUCAUUUAUCUGAGCUUGGUUAUAAAUAAUGUGUCCUCCUGGCUUAUGCAUAUAAAUAUUUUUAUCCUGCUCUUGUUAUCAUUAAUUCCUAGGGUGGCAAAAACAGUGUAAAGCUCCCUUCAUGGAUUUGUCAUUUCUGGUUAUUCUGAUGCAGGUUCACUGUGCAUGUGGGAUUCUGAAAUAUGAAGCAAAACUUGCUAGGUAGGGCACCUGGGGUUGCCAAGGGAGAGGCCAACCAUUCUCUGCCAUCACCCUCAAGCCCAGUUUCUGUUUUGGCUUGGCUGGGCCACAGUGCAGUGUGCCAAGAAACUUUGUGCCUGUUGGGUUAAUUUCAGAGCUCAGAAGUAAUGGAGCAGCUUGCUGGGAUUCCUACCCCCACCCCACCGGCCACUAUUGUUCAUGUUUGUGUGAGGAUCUGCUGCCUAGUCUGAAGCUUGUCUUGUUGUGCACUUUGGUUGUUGAUUACUUAAAAUAGAAGGGACCUACAUCUGAAGACUCAGUCUGGCACCCUGCACAGCUCAUGAUUCUCCCCGCUCCCCACCUCGCCACACACAGCUGCUUUCCUUCCAUGUCCAAGGCAUCUGUGGACCUUGCCACAGGACCCUGUGGUCAGGCGCUCUCCCUCUGCUGCUAAAUUACGGGCUGAAGAUGAGAGCAUGCGCUGCCAACUUUGUUCAGCCUUGCCUUAGGUGCCCCCAGAAAGGCAUAUUUGUUCCUGCUUCGGGAAAGUUUUGGCUUCCACACAGUUGUCAAAUGAGAGAGCAGAGCUACACUUUCCCCCUCUUCUUUGACUGGCAAUGUCAGCAGCAGUAGCAGAGAAUAGAUUUAUUUUUCUCUUUUGGUUUUCCCAAAGCGCUUUCCACAGAUCAUGGGGUUGCAGGCUCACCGCUCACUUCAUUUCGUUUGUGCAUUUUAGUUUCACUUAGUGGUUGUAUAAGAAUUCCUGAAAGCUUUUGAGAGGCUAUGAGCUUAACGCCACACAAACUUUGCCUAAAAUCCUAAGACGUUGAGGAAGCUGCUCUAUGCUGAGUCAGAUGGUUGGUCGUUCUGUUUCAGCAUUGUCUGCAUUCGCAGUUCCCAAACCAUUUUUUCCCAUGGACCACUUGAAAAUUGCUGAGGGUCUUGGCAGACCGCAUAAUGAUUUUUCUGCUUGUUUUAGCAAUAGUAAUGCAGUACACGGUGCUAGGUGCUGUAUGCUUUUUAAUUGCAUUUUAAUUGCAGUUUUUCUUUCUUAUAUACUGCAUUGUGUUCAAAUGGUGAUACCACGAAAUAACGUUUACAAAAUAAAAGAAGCAACAGAAUGCAGUUAAAAAUAAAUAUGAUUAUUUAAUGGGAUGGAGGUGCUUCCUCUCAUUUUCAGCCACAGAAAUGCCACAGACCACCUGAGUAAACUUCAUGGGCCACUGGUGUGGAGCACAGUUGGGAACCCCAGAUCUACGUGGUCUGGCAAUGGGUCUCCAGGAUUUCCGACACGGGUGUUCCCAUCCUUACCUGAAAAUUGAAUUUGGGACCCUCUUUUAAUAUGUAAAACAUGUGCUAUAGAGCCUCAUUGAGCUAUGGGCCCCACAAGGAUAAUUCAGGGCUGAAGUGUUUUUGUUUUUUUGUUUUUUUUGCUUUGUGAGUUGAGAUAAAAUGACUUUUAUGUUCUUGCUGGUCUCUGAGACUGGGCAGAAGACCAGAUAGCCAAUAAAAAAUAGAAAUCCAGUCUGUGCAUUGUGUGGUCCUCGUGUGUAUACUUCAUCUGAUCAUUAUAAUGAUAGGGAGCAGCUGUAAACUGGCUUGGAAUCUAAUUCCCACCUCCCUAAUUCAGGGCCCUCUCUAUCUUCAGAUUGCACCACAAGACCAGUUAAUCUUUGCAAUAGCCUAAAAUUACAGCAUGAUUGGAUAGCUUCCUCUCCCCCCCCCUCCACAAUCCUCUUGACCCUGUGCUUUAUGCCAGUUGUGCGUCCAUAUGUUGCAGUUCGUUUGCAGGGAUGAGGCAGCUACAUUUCUAGUGCCAUGUCUUCAGGAAAGGACUUCACGGAGCCAAUCUCAUUUUGGAGUAUAAAUGUAUAUCCUGCCCUUCCUUCCAAAGGAGCCCACUUUGCAUUUUAUUAUAUUGAUUUAUUUGAAGCAUUUCUAUACUUCCCAUCAAGUUACCCAGACGACCAGUCACUUCAAAAUAAACAAGCUUUAAAUUGGCAGUAUAUGAAACACAGCAUGCAUUUCUGCAGUUCUUUUUAUACAGAGCACCAGUUUAAGGUGCUUAUAAGUCGAAGUUAGCCCUGCGCUAUGCCCAGGUUAUCAUUUACUUAAUUUGGGUUGGAAUAGGCCACUGGGCUUUCAAAGAGGAGAGAGAAGUAUUUUGAUGGCAUCCAUCUGUCUGUCAUGACAAUGGAGUACAUCUCCAGGGGUGAAGUGUUAACAGCAUCAAAGCGACCUCCCCAGGGCAUAAGCCUGGGCAGUGUGUUUGGAGGUCCUGGGCUGCCCAGACAACAAGACCCCCCCCCUCUUGGCCUCACUGAUGUGGUCCAAAGGAAAGCAUUACAAGACAUUUAGCACCAGCUUGGCUGCAGGAGUUGCACAGAAGGAGGCGCACAAGGCACCAUCCAACUGUCUUAGGGGCUCCACUCUAGAUUUGUGUAAGGUUUACUCCUUAGCCUUUUCUUCUCCUGAAAACAUCCCACCAGAUAGCAGAGGUUUAGAGUUUUCCUUGUCCUAGGUGGGCUUCCUUCCCAGGUCGACGAGCCCCAUUUGCCCCUGCUACAGAGAGGUAUAUGUGUGCAGAAACGAGCCUACUGUACAAAGGUAAAGGUUACAUCCAUUGCUGUUCUUACUUUUACCCCUGGUUUACCCAGCACGGGCAUGUGGUCCCUGGGAGGUUGCCCAGAAGGGGAGGCAUCCCUAGGACUGAAAAAGGCCCCCCUCCCCUACUGUGUACAGCUGUAAAAACUACGCAGGGGGGUUCCUUGUAAUGUACCUCAGCUGCCUCAUCUCAUCCAUGAGCCAAGGCAAAUGGAAUUGAGCAGCUGCAGUUAAUAAGGGGAGGAUUCUGAAGAACAGCAGAGGCCCUAGCACAUUGGAGAAAGGAGGAAUAAAGAGUCUUAUGUCACUCACUGCUAUGAAUCAAGACAGCUGAAGUGCACCAUGGGGGCUACUGCUGCUUUUUCUUUAUUUAUAUUCCACCUUUCUCCAAGGAGCUCAAGGUGCCUUGCAUGGUUCCCCCAUUGUGAUCCUCACAACAGCUCUAUAAGGUAGGCUAGGCUGAGAGAGAGACUGCUCGCAGGUCACCCAGUGAGUUUUUAUGGCUAGGAUUUUAACAGGGGUCUCCCCAGCCCUGAGACAAAACACUCUAACCACUGUACCAUGCUGCCUGUUAAUCAGGAUUUGCACUCUGGACUGCAUUGAGUUGGGACAGGCAACUGUGGGUAUCUGACUCUGAUACGUACGACUUGGCAGGGCAGCCAAUGUGAUGCCCUCCAGAUGUUCAGGGCUCCAACUCUCAUCAGCCACAGCCAGCAUGGUGAAAGGGUUUGCUGUCACUUCAGCCUCUGGAAGUCACAAAGGCCACAGUGUCUCUCUCCCUCCCUCCCUCCCCUCCCCAUCUAGCUGAACAUGGCAUACCAACCGCUGAAGACAGCUUAGAGGAAGUCCAAUGAUAUCACAACUGGUGCUUGAGCUUGCUUGUUUUCCUCUUUCCUCCCCACCCCAUUUUUCCUUUUGUGACAUGUCUUUUUCCCCUUUUAGAUUUGAAUCCUUGGCACAGGGAAUGUCCUGUCUUUUAUUGAUCUUUUCUGCUGAAGAGCUGGGCAAAAAUGCUUUAAGCGAAUAAAACAAAAUUGACCCUGUAACUUAAAAUAAGCAGGAACAGAUGCACUUACGGUGCUUUUUCACUUGGCAAAGUUUCACAUAACCUCUCUCUCUUUCUCUAAUAAUAGACUGACCUCAUUUUUCACACCACUGUUUUGUAAGGCUUCUUCACGUUCCUUGCUUAAGUGUUGUGCUUCUUGAGUAAGUGUGUAAUUACUAUGUUCAGGUUCCCCAGUGAUGAUCGCGGUUUCAUUUGCGUAGUUUUCCUGCAAAGGCUGCCUGAUCUGUGUGUCUGUGCUGUUUUGGCACCCAGUUUCAUUGAAAGCUGCCCUUUGCCUCUCUACGAAAUCUGCGCAUUGUUCCUUUAAGAAACCAGCUUGCUCAGGGUGUCUUAACCUGCUUAACCUACCCUGCUAGCAAGGAAAAAGUUCUUUAAAUAAUGGAUAUUAGCUUUUACCAAUUAGGAUUAUAAGCUUCACAAACAGGGUGGAGUUUCCCCAGUUCAGCCAGUCACAUUUGGAGAAGGUGGGGCGUAAUGUUCAGGGUAGGUUGCACUGGAGCACAGCUUCAAGUGAAGUUAAUCUGGGGUGAAGCAAACAGAAAAUUGUGCAGAUCUUGUUGGUAGGUCUUCUUUUGUUGCUCUGAGAGUGUCUGUGUUUUUUCCACUUUGACUCCGAGACUGUUUGGUCAGCGUGCUUUCGGCUGAUUUUGCCAUUGUUCGUUUGUGGUGCUGGCAGGAUAUUAAAAUUUAUGCAGGGAAGCAGAACAAAAGGGGUCUUUGGACAGGAAAUCAGGUGUCGAGACACAAACUUGACUUGAGUUUAUUUUUUCACCAAUCUCCAAUUUAAACCACCUCCUUUAUACAGAAAAGUGAUUUUUCUGUGUAUGUGGCUAUUUCUACAGUGUUGUGGGCUGUUGGAUCUGUAUUUUAAUUUUUAUGUGGCACUGCAGCUCUUAAAUCUCCUUGGUCUGUGUUUAACCUCUUAAUUUCUUUUGAACUGAUGAUUAUUGUUAUUGCUCAGUUGGGGGGGAGAGAAUGACAUUUUUUCCUUAUAAAAUAGAAUCAACUGCUUUUAAAUGCUUUCUCCUUUUCACCUGCAUCUUCAAGAUCGUAUUUAUACAGAUAAAUAUAUUAUUUUGGUAUGUUUAUUUACAAGAGGAUGGAGGAGAAAUUUUCACAAAGGUCCCUGUGUAUUUUGGGGGGUUUGGGAUGGGUUCAAAGUUGACAUUCCUGAGUGUGUGCCUCUUUUUAAUGCUGAUUUCCCAGAAUGAGGCUUACCCAGGCUAUCAUCCUACCUUUUCAGUGUAAGAAUAGAAUUUCUCACAAGCAUUGGUCAAUAUGAGCCACACAUGAACCUCAGAAACACUGUUCUACAUAUUCAGAUUCUCUCUGUGUGUGGUGUGUAAUGUGUGCCUGUGCUUUGUUUUUGUUUUUCACCAGUUGGUUUUGACUUGAAGAGUGGGUGUUAAAUGUCUCUUCCUUGGCCUGACUGCAUGAUUAGUGCCCCAAAGACAACAGGAUAUUUGUGCUUCUGUAGUGUGACCAGUACAGAUUAGGCAAAUAUCAGACCUUUCGCCUGCCCUAAGCAGCAUAAAACUUUAAAAAAAAAAAAAUAACCCAAGAUGCCACUGUAUGACUUAAAACUGAAGGGAAAGCUGAAAUGGGCCAUUCCCACCUACUUGGAGCAGACAUUUUUGUAUUUAGGAUUAGCUGUUUGGAUGUUCCUUGGAAGUGCCUGUUGACUUCCAGAGUUUUGGAAGGGGCUUGUUGUUAUUGUAGCAAAGGGUCUUUUUGGCAGUCUGUUUGAGUCAAGUAGAGAGGGCUUUGGCUUGCUACACUCUAUCACUCCUCAAAAAGGCAUUCCUAUAAAGUUAGUAGCUGUCACCAUAAUCUUAGGGGCAUUCACAGGUGUGCACAAUAGUUAAACUGUGCAAAUCAACAAGUGUGUGCAUUCACACACCAACACUUGUUUUCUGAAGUGUCUCAGCCUCACUCACCUCACAGAGUGUUUGUUGUGGGGGAGGAAGGGAAAGGAGAAUGUUAGCUGCUUUGAGACUCCUUAGGAUAGUGAUGAAGCUGGAUAUCAAAUCCAAACUCCUCCUCCUCCUCCUCCUCCUCCUCCUCCUCUUCUUCUUCUUCUUCUUCUUCUUCUUCUUCUUCUUCUUCAUGCAUAGAGCCAACUUGUACCUGUGUUCAUUGUAAGCUGUGAAUGAGCCGAUUGAGUUAGACUAAACAUGCAACUGUUAGCCUUGAAACUCAGACUUUCCCCCUCUAUUCGCUUGGUGCUGCUGGAAUCUUUCUAUGCAUGGGGAGAGUUCAAGCUCAGACUACUUGUGGAAGCAAAAUAUGCUCUGAAAAAUAAACAUAUUAGGCUGCUGGCUUGGUUGGAGAGCAUCUCUCUGAGAUAGGGCCAGCCUUCCUGACCCUCUUCACACAGAGCUGGUAUUACUCCACCAUGCCAAUAUAGUCCCAGUAAUCCCAGAGGGAUGCGCUACAACACUGUUUGCCAGCCUGGUGCGCCCCAGAUACUUACACAGGGCUAUUUUAAUCUGUUUGCCAACCAUUAGUGGAGAAUGCAAGUGGUGGAAGAAAUUGCCCCCAAGGGACAUGCAGUUUGGGUUUGUCUCUGCAAGGGGGCUCCGGGGUGGGGGUGUUCUGUGGUGGGAUCCACACAAUUAAGGCCCUCUUGUUAAAAACAGAAAAUGAGAUGGUAAGCCUAGGUCUGGGCCAUACAAGAACAUAAGAAAAUCCUGGUUGGCUUAGGCAAAAGAUUUUGUGGUUGGAGGAGGCUUGCAUGACUGAAUGUUCAUCCCUCCAAAACUCCAGCUUCCUUCAAGGAGACCCAAAACAACUUUGUCCAGGAGAAGGAUUUGCUGAUUUUCUGUGUGCUGAGAAUUGUGUGCUGUCAAAUUUUCUUAAAUGGAGGAACAUUCAGUCAUAGGAGUCCCCACCCUGUGUCCCGUGCAGUCUGAUAUGGUGCAGCUCAGACCAACCCAUCUGCUUUCUUGGGAGAACUAGCUCUGGUUUUGUGUAGCUGUGGUAUGUAGUGUCAGAACUGGACUGGGCAGACCCAGGUUCGGAUUGCCACCAAAGAUGUAUGAUUUCUGGAAAUUGUGAAGCAGCGGAAAAACAACAACUUUUUUUUUAAGGGAGAUGAACAUUUUGUGGAAAACUGUUGCUUCUGUAUCUAACCUAAACUCUAUUUGACCACUUUAACAGCAUGUAUAUAAUUUAGUUGGCAAAUAAAAUUGUACUAUUUGGCAGUCAUGAAAACAGAGCAGACCUAGUCUGACUUGGAAAUAGUAUCCAUUCAGUUUGUUGGCGCUUACCUCCCAGGUUUGAACACAUAGGAUUACUGCCCAUAAAGUGUAACAGCAGCGCCUUCUGUUUCAACUUUCAAAAGCUGCUGAAAACUUUUCAUUCCUUCUGGCUUGUGCAAGCAAUUAAGAACACAUCCAUCCAUAACAGUUAGCUGAUUUUUAAAAAUAAAAAUAAUUAAUGUAUGGUUCUAUGUACAAUGGUUGUAAACCACUCUGGGGUUGGCUGGUUUUUUAAUAACUAGCUGUGCAGGCAUUCCUGUCCCCCCCUUACAUGCAUUUGACUAAUGUGUGACUGUAUAUACAUGUGGCGCCAGAAAAUAAAUUAAUGAAUAAAUAGAAUCACACCAGGAAAUGGUGGAAGAGAGCUGGAUAGUAAUCAGUGACUUGUGAGGAGACCCUUCCUGGAGCCCGAAGUCGAUGUUGGUGAGGGUGGAGGAAGUCCCAAAGAGACCAGAGGAGCAGCAGGGCUUAGUUUAGGCUGCUCAGCCUCCUCGCCUAGCAGCUGAUGCAUGCAGUAGCUAGCUCAGCAGAAGCCACUGUCCUGUUCAUCCUCCAGCCAGCCCCAGAACUUUGACUCUAGUUGAAGAGAGAGCUGGAGCGCAGGAAAAAAGGAGUGUUUGGAGACUUUUUAAGGAGUGCUUCCCAAUUUAUGCACUUGUGUGCAUGAGGGCCUGUAAUGUAACCCCCAGGUAAAGGGGGGGCUGUAUAUAGAUAACUUUAAUAAAUAAAUACAGUAAAACUCCAUUAGGCUGCAAUCUCACACUACAACCCUGCAAAGAGGAGAGGGUAAGAACUGUGUAUGCAUGCUUUCCCUGCAGGAAAGGCAGGAUAUAAAUGUAGUUUUAAAACUGUCACAUGGGAAAUCACUUACCAAACAAAUGGAGCUUUUCAAAAACAGUUUGUGAGAUGCCAUGCAUGAGGGGCUGCCAUUUAAAGGUGGGGGAAGAACAAUAGCUUGGGCAUAUCUUGAAAUUUAUCUUAGGCGCAUAUGUAAUAUACGUGUGGGUACUCUCUUAGAAUGGUUUGUUGAAGAGGGUGACAUCCAGAGCUGGAAAAACUGCAAGCAGCAAGUUGCUUAGGAGUUUGAAAUUUGUCUGGCAACUGUUUCUAGAUCUACUUAUUCACUGUGCGCCUGGGUUCCCUGUAGUGAAUUUGUACGUAAUUGUGAGACUCUUGUCUAUAGGACUUUAGAUGGUUGAUUUUAGGGAAAGGCGCUCUUUUAGAUACCUGAGUCCCAAGUCAUUUAGGAUUUUGUAUUUGUAAUGUGUUCUUUUCAUUGCAAGCAAAUAAAUAUUUUGGUGAUUAUUACAAGUAAAGACAUAACAGUCAUUAUGGAAACAAAAGUAACACUCCAGGUCUCUAGCUGCCCACAACACACUGAUAUCAAAACUGCAAGAGUUAACUAAAGAACAUUUUGUCAAAGAUUAUCUUGCCUUUCCAGCAGUUGUAUAUCUGCUUAUUAUUUUUCACUUUGAGCAAUAAAUAUGCACUAAAUCUUAAUGAAAUCAUCUGGGUUUUUUUUGUUUUUUUAUUCGUUUUUUAACAACAAUUUAUAAAACAUUAAACAUCCAGUUUUCACUUAAUCCCUUUCUUCCCAGAACUUCCCUCAGCUUGUCUGAUAAUUUUCCAUAUUCAUAUCUUCAUCAUACAUUUAUCUCUAUUAUAUUGCACUCUAACACCCUUAGUCAUGUCUUAUUUUUUAAAACAAUAUUUCUAACAUUAAUUUCACAGAGCUUCUUGAAAAGCAACAAAUAUUAAUUGUUCAUCGCAGACAUCUUUGAUAUACUCUGUAAAUUUCUUCCAGUCUUCGGAGAAUCUCUGGUCACGUUGGUUCCUAAUUCUCCCUGUCAAUUUGUCCAUUUCUGUGUAUUCCAUCACUUUCAUCCUCCAUUCUUCUUUUGUGGGCAUGUCUUCCUGUUUCCAUUUCUGUGCCAACAAGAUUCUGCCUGCUGUUACUGCAUACAAAACUAAUUUCACAUCUUUUUUACUAAUUUCAUCUCCCAGUAUUCCCAGUAAAAACACUUCUGGUUUUUUAACAAAAGUAUAUUUCAACAUCUUCUUUAAUUCAUUAUCUGUUUGCAGCAAGUUCUCCCUAUCAAAAAUCAUUAACAGAGCUAAUUGUGGGGUACAAAGAGGCCCUUUCAGUAAUGAAAGAUUGUCUUCCAGAAAACGGUUGCAGAGUCACAUAACCACCACAUGUGGUAGAAAGUUCCAAGAUGGCCAUAUUUUUAACAUUGAAGGAGUGCUUGAUAUGUUCCAGUUCACAUGAAUCUGGGGAUUAGACCUUGAGGCAACCGAGGCCUUAGAUUUCUGAUGGGCUUUUCUCAUGCCUAAUCUGCGUUUGAGUUUGUUCUAAAUAAGGGUCAUCAGCCUUCACGUACAGAGCACAUCUUACAUUACUAACACAUUGAAUUGGGCCCGGUAGCUCACUGGUGUCCAGUACAGUACUUUCAAGACAGGAGGCACAUGAUUCCAUUAGGCCAGUGUUUCUCAGAUUUGGGUCCCCAGGUUGUUGGGACUCCAACUCCCACCAUUCCUGACCACUGGUCCUACUAGCUAGGGAUGAUGGGAGUUGUAGUCCAACAACAGCUAGAGACCCAAGUUUGCGAAACACUGCCUUAGGCUGUUGCACUCCUAGCCACAGGAGCUGCUUCAGACUCCAGUGCCAAACGGGAAUCUAGGAAUACUCCCAGACAACUGCAGAGUGAGCUGGGUUGGGUGAGGAGCCCAGUUCAGUUCCAAAUGUGGUAGUGAAGUUUUUUCCUCAGGUACAUAUUGUCAGAAGCUCGUCCUACUCUCGAGUAGGACCCUGGCAGACACACAUGCUUGACUGGCAUGUUCCCUCCCUCCUGGUUGAUUGUUUGGGAGCUUCAAAAGCUUUCUUCAGCCCGAACAUCACAGCGACCGAUGCCAACAGACAUCGGCACACUUAGGGAUCCCCAGAGUCUUCACAGCUUGCGUAACAGACCUCAGCAACUCAGCAUUUUGGCUAAUCUACUUUAUUUACAUAUAAACACACACGGAGCACUGCAACAUGGCUCCCUCUCUUUAGCAUCAGACAGCAAAGAGAAAAAACAAAGGACAAUAGUCCCAGUUCACAGAACACAGUAACACAAACAUCCUGUCUCCGUCACUUCCCACUUUGUGGAGUCAAAACAUACACCGUCAUGUGAAAGACAGCAAUCCCAUGACUGCAGUCAUGGAGCAGGAAUUCUAACACAUAUAUCUUCACGCACAAACCCUGAAAUGCCCUUGUCCGUCCAGCAUCAGCUGUCACUGAUGACCACUAGAAAAAGUCCUGUCUGCAGGAAGCCAAAUUUAACUCCCAAUUGCCCUGUGAACUUUUUAUGAUCCUAUGCACAUCCUUUUCUCAUGUUUCAGUUCCCAUCUGUGAAAUGGGAAUAAUCAUUGUCGGCACCAGUGGAUGACAGAACAAGUGAAAGGAUUGUGAAGCGCUACACAUGUUAAAACUGUAACUGAGUGAUAGUUUAAGAGUUGCGGAUAAGUUAGGGCUAAAUUGUGGACCUGUAAAUGCUGUUGGACUGUAACUCUCAUCAGCUCCUACCCAGCAUAGCCCAUAGUAAUGGACAAAGGGAGUUCAGCAACAUCUGGAGGACUGGAGUUUAACCACUCCUGCUAGAAAACAAAAUUUUCAGUAUUGGCACCAUAUUAUUUUAAAAGUCUCUUAGAUGGUGGUGGUGUUUUUUCCUUGUGUUGCCAUCACCUAUCUGAAUGAACGCUCUAAAAACAUGGCUUGAAUUUUGAAACUCGCAAAACUGCAUUUUUUAAUGAACUUCAAAAGUACUAAAACGAAAAACAGUCACCUUCCUUUUAACUUUAAAGACACCUUAAAGUAGGGGUAGGCCAACAGGGUUCCCAUCUGAUGCUGUCAAAAUCCAACUUGCAUCAGCCCCAGCCAGCCUGGGCAAUGGUCGAGGAUAAUGGGAUUUGUAGUCCUACAGCAUCUGGAGGUCAUCUUAAACACUAACAAAUUUAUUACGACAAAUUAUAAACAAAUUUUAUUUAUUAUUAUUAAUAAUAAUAAUUUAUUAUUUAUACCCCGCCCAUCUGGCCGGGCCUCCCCAGCCACUCUGAGCAGCUUCCAAAAAAAAUUACUAAAAUACUGCAAUACAUCAAACAUUAAAAGCCUCCCUAAACAGGGCUGCCUUCAGAUGUCUUCUAAAAGUCUGGUAGUUGUUGUUUGCUUUGACAUCUGGUGGGAGCACGUUCCACAGGGAGGGCGCCACUACUGAGAAGGCCCUCUGCUUGGUUCCCUGUAACAUUAUUAGAAGCUCAAUAACUUUGGGGGUUUUGUAAAGAAAGCUCAGCAAUUUGGGGGGUUUCCUUAAAAAAAGACAGUUUUGGGGUCUUCCUAAAAAAAAAAAGCUGAACAACUUUCAUGGUGUCCUGGUUUUUACUUUUGGAAAUAUGGCAACCCUAACUAAUACUUCAUCCUAUAGAAUUCUAUCCAUGGUAUUUUAACUUCACAAUCAGAAUGAAUUUCAGGAACCAAAAUCCUUUUUCUGUGCGGCUUGAGCAGGAGCCAUAAUUAUAGUUAAUUGUUGUCAAUUGCCUUCACACACCAACCCCACUGCCCUGCUCACAAUAGUGAAGAAUAUUCUUACUUUAUGAAUGGUCCGUGUCACCGUUAUGAAAAAGAGGUCGGAAUAUAUGUGGGCUGUCCGUGGAUCAAGUGACUUUUCUUCAAGUUCUCAAAGCUCUUAACCUAGAACAAGGUUGUCAUCUGAACUAGCCAGAUGUUUAACAGAUAAUCAAUCAUAGACAGUCCAUAAGACUCUAGACAUUCUGUUUUGGUGACUGUAACCUUGGUUAAAGAAGCCAUUUGGUGCCUAGUUUAUAUAUCUGAGUUUCUAACACUGCACAGGACACUUAGUCUGUUGCAACAAAACCAGGAAACUCAACUACCCCUCUGGAAGUUCUUUAAAUGCGUAGACGGAGGAGAGUAGGAAUCAGGUUUUCCUUGCUGCUUGUAUCUGCUGACCUUGCUUGCCUUGUUUUUCCUGAAUUUCGAUUGUUUAGAAAUGGAGAAGCAAAGGUCUAUUAGUCGGUUAUUGCAGAGAAGUGAAAAACCUCCUCCUUCCUCCACUCCCUUUAGGUCUCCUCCAAAGCGGCUUUGUGAGUCUGUUCUCUUGUGUCCACAAACAAUUGAAAUCUUGAACUUUGUGUUCGGAUCAAAGUGUAGGGACUGGAAUCCUCUGUGUUGCUAGGAGAGGGGUGGGGGGCGGCCAAGCCCUUUGGAGUGUGUUCUGCUUUGCCAAAACAAACACCUAGAACAAAAGGAGUUCCUUUGCUAGCACAAAGCCAUGUCUGAAUGGCUUAAAACAGCUAUCCUCAAACUAUGGCCACACUGACAUUAUACAUUGAAAGCAGUAUAAUGCCCCUUCAAAGUCACCUUUUCCUCCAAAGCAUUCUGGGAAGUGUGAUUUGUUAAGGGUGCUGAGAGUGGUUAGGAAACCCCAGUACUCUCACAGAGCUACAGUUCCCAAGGAAGAGGGAGGUUCGUCUGGCGCCUUCAUUAUACGCGGGUGGCGCUGUGGUUUAAACCACUGAGCCUCUUGGGCUUGCCGAUCGGAAGGUCGACAGUUCAAAUCGACAGUUCAAAUCCGUUGCUCUGUCCCAGCUCCUGCCAACCUAGCAGUUCAAAAGCAGCACAGUGCAAGUAGAUAAAUAGGUACCAUUGUGGUGGGAAGGUAAACAGUGUUUCUGUGCGCUCUGGCUUCUGUCAUGGUGUUCCAUUGCAUCAGAAGCAGUUUAGUCAUGCUAGCAACAUGACCCAGAAGGCUGUCUGUGGACAAACGCCGGCUCCCUCAGCCUGAAAUGUGAGAUGAGCACUGCAACCCCAUAGUUGACUUUGACAGGGCUUAACAGUCCAGGGGUCCUUUAACUUUUACCUUUACCUUUUGACCUAUAAAGCCUUAAACGGCUCAGGACUGCAAUACCUCAAGGACUGCUUCUUUCCAGAUGAACCUACCUGGACCCUGAGAUCAUCUUCUGAGACCCUUCUUUGUGUGUCACCUCUACUAAUAGUAGUACAGUCAUACCUCGGGUUGAAGUAGCUUCAGGUUAAGCAUUUUUGGGUUGCGCUCCGCUGCGACCGUUACUUCCGGGUUUCGCCGCAUGCGCAGAGGCUCAAAAUGAUGUCUUGCGCAGAAGCGGCAAAACGCGACACGCGCAGAUGCACAGUCGCGUGUUACGUUCUACUCAGGAUGCGAACAGGGCUCUGGAACGGAUCCCGUUCACAUCCAGAGGUACUACUGCAGAGGUACUACUGUAGUGGUAAUAAUAAUAAUAAUACUAUAAUAAUAAUAUAAUAAUUAUAAUACUGUAAUAAUAUAACAAUAAUAAAAUAAUACACCAUUAGGUACCAGGCAAAAACAUUUCUCUUUAACCAGGCCUUUGGCUGAUUGACAUCCAGUGCCCUUUUAAAAUGUGUUGGCGGGGGGUUAUUGGGUUGUUUCUGUUUAUAGUUUGAUUAUGUAUUUUUUGUUUUUGUAUUGUGGACCACCCUGAGACCUGAGGGCAUAGGCAGUAUACAAAUUGAAUAAAUAAAUGAAAUAAUAAAAAGAGGGAUCGAUAGUUAAACCACUCUGAGAAUUGUAGCCCUUUGAAGAGAAUUGGGGUGGGGGGUGAGUCUCCUAACAAAUCUCAGCAUUUGUAACAAACUUCACUUCCUAGCAUUCCUUGUGGGAAGCCAUGACUGUUUAAAGUGGUGUGAUACUGCUUUGAAUGUAUAGUGCAGAUAGGACCUAUGUGUUAUGGGGGCUGCCUGGGUGAUGUGAAUGGGGCUGAACUGUCCUUGGAAAAUGAAUGUCAUCAUCCGUGGACUAGAAAAACCCCGAGAACAUAAGGAGAGCCCUGCAGGGUCAGACUAUAGGUUCAUGUGGUAUGCAACCAAGUUUUACUCAGAGAAAACCUGUUGAAAUUAAUGGACCUAACUCCAGUCAUGUUCAUUCAUUUAAGUGGGUCUACCACCACGGCAGUGGUCUCUCAUGCAGUGCAGCUGAUGGACAUAGGAGAAUCCCAGAAGCACCAUCAUUGCCUUGAGGGAUGGGUCACAGGGUGGGGCCCCCAUAAUUAAUAUUAACUAUCCUGCAAUAACAAGGAAAGUUGGGACCAUCACUUAGUGGUGGAGCAUUUGCCAUUGCUGAAGAUUCUCUGCCUGAAACCCCUGGAGAGCCACUUCCACUCAUUGUAGGCAGUACGGAGGUAGAUGGGCCAAUGCGUCUGGCAGCUUCCUGUGUUCCUAAGAAGAAUGCCUGUUCAUUGUGUGAAGUGUGUCCAAUUUCAGUCUGGGAGUCUGUAUUUGGGUAUCAAAAGCUUGGGAAACACCAGCAUGGAAGAAGCGGACCAUUUGGAUCCCUUCCAGUCGGGAUUCAGGCCUCAUCAUGGGACUGAAACUGCCUUGGUCGCACUGGUUGAUGAUCUCCGGCGGGCUAGGGACAAAGGUGAGAGCUGUUUCCUAGUUGUGCUGGAUCUCUCAGCGGCGUUUGAUACCAUCGACCAUAACAUCCUUCUGGACCGUCUUGAGGGGCUGGGAGCUGGGGCACUGUUAUACUGUGGUUCCGCUCCUUCCGCCUGGGCCGUGGUCAGAAAGGGGUGGGGGGGGGCUGAGUGGUCAGACCCCUGGGCCCUCGCGUGGGGGGUGCCGCAGGGUUCUGUCCUCUCCCCAUGCUUUUCAACAUCUACAUGAAGCCGCUGGGAGAGAUCAUCAAAAAGCUUUGCCAAUGCACCUCAAACUUGUGAUAUAAAUAGGGCCUUCAGUGCCUGCUUGUUUUGGCAAUUAGGUCUGCACUUGGUAGGAACCAUGAUAAUGCAAGGUUGUCCUCCACCACUUAUUUUCAGUUUAAGGGAUGAUGACUUGUCUCCUGUGGCUUGGAACUGGUUCAGAGACAUGGGGAAUUAACUUCAUGAUGUGGUACUGUACAGUCCUUCCAAGACUGAGGUUUUUUGGAGGUUGUAAAUGGAGGGAAUAAGUGUUUGGAUGUUCCCUCGUGUUUUGAAAUGACGACUCCUUAUCCCUGGAGGGCUAGUGUGUCAAGAGAAAGCAAUUGUAAUUGAGGGAAGACUGGAUGACACUUAAGCCACAGCCAUUCUCAGGGAAUUAGUUAUGUUAGAGUCUCAAUUGUGUGUGUUACCAAUAGCUACUUGUUCAUUUAUUGUUUGAACAAAAUGAAUACAGUCGUACUUUGGUUCUCGAAUGCCUUGGUACUUGUACGUUUUGGCUCCCGAACGGCGAAAAACCGAAAGUGUGUGUUCCAGUUUUCGAAUGUUCUUUGGAACCCAAAUGUCCGACACGGCUUCUGCGGCUUCCAAUUGAGUGCAGGAAGCUCCUGCAGCCAAUCGGAAGCUGUGCCUUGGUUUUCAAACAUUUUGGAAGUCGAACAGACUUCUGGAAUGGUUCGAGAACCAAGGUAUGACUGUAUCCCGCUUGCAUGAAGAGCCAUAGUGCAGCAGCUUCCUUGCUGCUGCAUGGAUUGGGUUUGAAUUGGCAUAAAAUUAUUUCAGGCAGAAGCAGGAGACUGAGCAGGCAGCCUCUGAAUUUGCAGAACCUGGAAUUGGAACUUCUGAUCAUUAAAGGUUAUUCAUUUUAUAUAAUGAGACAUUUGUAGCAUGUAGUUCAAGGUUCGAAAAGGUGCUAGUGGGAAUGAUCAGCUGCUUCCUGGGAAUCUCAGCACUUUUAUUCAGCGGCCCAAAUCCAGGCCUAAUACCUAAAACAUUAUUAUGCAUUUUAUGAGUGGGUCUUUGGAAUGUAGUAGGUUGAUUCAGAGGUAACACCUGAUCCCUGGUUGCGCAAACCACAGUUUAGACUCCAAACCAUGACACAAAUUGCAGACAUGCAGGCAGACAAUGAUUUGUGCAGUGGUUUGCCUGGGAUCCUAUAAGGCCAAGCAACCUGUCAUGGUUUGCACUUUGGGUGCAAGGCCAAACCACAGUUUCCUCAAACUGUGGUUUGCAAACCAGCUUCAAACUGUAGUUUCAGUUCCUAGUUUGAUUUGGCCACUCAAAACCAUGGUUUGUCAGAUGUUGGUUUGUCACAACAAAACAUGGUUUGAUAUUGUGUCUGAAGUCAGGGUAGGAAUAUCCUAUUCAGUGUUCUCACGCUGGCCUAAUUCUCACUGAAGUUGUAAACCUGUCUCUUGGCUGGUUCAGACAGAAGAGGUGCCCAGGUUUGGGAAGGUCUUUCCUCCCCACUGCAGUGCUGCCAUAGGAAGAGGCUUUCUUCCUAGCCCAGUGCUGGAAUGAGGAGCAAAAACACAAGCAUAUUUAACAGCUGCUGCAAGGUAACAGCUUGCUGGCUUGAGUUCAAGUGGCUGUGUUGCUCCUCUGUUAAAAGUAUAUCAUGAUUGUGAAUUUUGAGGUCUGUUUCGAAAUGUUUUUAUUUUACAUUUGUACGGUACUUUUGGGAAAUAUUUAUACUUUGCAAGGUGGCUCAAAAGUGCCUUAAAUAAUUAAAUUACCCGUUUUGGUGUUUGGAAUAACCAAAAAUUUGCACGAGUUCACCAAGCUUGCCAUUCACUGUAAUGUAUAAAAUUACCUUUUUAAACAAUUCAUAUUGUGUUAACUUAUUAUCAUAGGUCUGUUUAGCGCCGAGAGAUAGAAGUUUUGAUACCAGACAGCACAAAAUGUCUUUUCAGCUGUGUGUGUGUGUGUGUGUGUGUGUGUGUGGAGCAGAAGCCGCCAAAACAAAAAAAUCCUUCCUUCUUCCUAGCACAAUCUCAUAGUCUUAUCGUCGUAUUAUCUGUCAUACUAUUCAAAGCAGCUUAAGCUGGACAGAAUGGAAAACAUACUGGGGACACUUCUUUUCAUUAAUGAAAGCUUUUUUAUGUAUCACUGUCUCUGCUGGUGAAAAGGCAAAAUGAGCAGUAAAAGGCCUGCUUUUCUUGUCUUGCCUCUUUCACCUCGGCCUCUUGACACCUGAGCUGCGUAUUUUUCGAACCCACCCUAGUUUUUGUGACUUCGUUCAGUUUUUAAAAUGUUUUUAAUGUUGCAUUUUUAAAUGGUGGCAACCCUCCCCAUAGGGCCUUAGGGUGAAGGACUGGUAAUAAAUUAAAAUUAAAUCUUAAUAUCAAAUCAGGUUUGUGUGGUGGCUUGUGUCAUUAGUACAAAAAGUUUGUACUGUUGUUGUUUUCAAUUGAAGCAAGUACUCUCCCAAGGCUGUGUUAGCUAGGGGUGUUCUGUGAUGUUUGUUGAUCGGGUUCAGCCUUUCCAGAAACUGCUUUUGAAUCUUCUGUUCAAACUUUUAGCUAAGGGUCAGAUGACUUAUUAUGGCAGGUCGUGGGACCGAUUCCCAGUGCUGUGUUUUCUUUCUUUCUCCAUGUUACACAUAACCUCACUUACCUGUGACAUGAUUGGGCCCUUCCGGAUGUCCUUUUUUUGCCAAUUUUUAAAAUUUAUUUUUCAAUUUUUUAUUGUGCAUUCAUGAUACUUUGUGCUGAGUGGUAUUGGGGACAGGUGUAUGUGAUUCCCCACCUUCAAUCCUGUUUGCAGCUGCAAAAGUUUCAGGGUGUUUGUGCUGCUUUGUUUUCGGUCUGCACCCAUCCUGUAGCUCCCUGCUGAAAUCCUGCAACUCUUUUUUAUACCACAAAUGUUCUGGACAUGGUGGGAGGGUGGUUGUCCCACUUCAGUUGCACUGUAGUGCCAGAGUGCCCCUCCAGACUGCAAUAUUGUGUUAGCAUUGGAGGGGCAUUGCAGAGCAACUAAUGAAGCAGAAUUAUCUGUGGAUGGUCUGGUGUAAAUCCAGCACGAAUGUACUACUACAGUGACAGUUUCUUGUUGCAGAAUACUCCCGCAGAAGCCACUGCAAACCGUGGUGGCACCCACCCUGACUUUUCCCAAUUCACAGCAUUCGCUUUUAGGGGUGUAUGUGGGGGGAAGAACAGGGAAACUCAUAAUGCAACAUCAUAGGCAAAUGAACCAUUAAUUAUAGGGGAGAAGGUGACAUAAGGAGACAUUUAGCAGCUACUCUGUGUCUUCUACAGGGUGUAAUUUGGCACUAUUGUAAAGUUUAAGAGGGGAAAACGUGUCAGUUGGCUGCACUAAAAUCUCUCUCUCUUUCUCUCUGUCUCUUAAAAAAAGUUAAGAAAUUACCAUCUCUUGGGGUGGAGGAAUCAGGCUUCAAGGAAGGCAUUAUAUUCUGUAUCACCUUCUAUAAAUUCACUAGGAUAUAUAUUCAUUUCUCUUUUUUAGAGUUAUCCGGUACUAGCAGCCUUGUAUCCAGCGUUGCUCAGGAUAUCAAACAAACAAACAAAUCAGUGCAGUUUUGAAAAGUUCAGUCUGCCAUCUUGAGUCAAAAUGGCAGCCAACUGUAUCCAAACAUAGACAAAAACCUGCUUCUAAAUCUCAGGAAGCAUCAUGCAAUAUUUUGUUAUGAUAUCUUAAGAGGUGUCCAAAUGUAUAGCAAACAGAGCAACAGUUUCCCGAAAUAUUUAGUAGAUGGGUUUGGAUAAUUCAUUGCCCUCCAGAUGUUGUUGGACUCUGACUCCGAGCAGCCCCAGUCAGCAAUGGCCAAUGGUAAGGCAUAAUGCAAAUUGUAAUAAUAUCUGGAUGGCUACAGGAUAGCCACCUUGUUCCAGGAGGCCAAUCAUAUGAUUUUAAAAUUAGAUGUCUGCUGGUUGACAUGGACAAGUUUGUUACCAAAAGGGUAGCUUUAUAUGCUGCUAGCAGUGCAGAACAUAUGGAUUACAGGGAUAGUUCAGUUGGUAUAACAUGAGACUCUUAAUCUCAGGGUUGUGGAUUUGAUUACCACAUUGGGCAAAAUAUUCCUUCAUUGCUAGGGGUUGGAUUGGAUGACCCUUGUGGUCCCUUCCAGCUUUACAGUUCUAUGAUCUACUUUUUUUAGGCCCAAAACAAUGUAGGCUGCCAUGCAGACUUGUUAACUUAAAUGAUACAGGGUAUUUUUUAUUGUCUUAGAUUUUAACUACGGUAGUACCUCGGGUUAAGUACUUAAUUUGUUCCGGAGGUCUGUUCUUAACCUGAAGCACCACUUUAGCUAAUGGGGCCUCCUGCUGCCGCCGCGCUGCCGGAGCACGAUUUCUGUUCUCAUCCUGAAGUUCUUAACCUGAAGCACUAUUUCUGGGUUAGCGGAGUCUGUAACCUGAAGCAUAUGUAACCCAAGGUACCACUGUAUUUGUAUUUCUGAUAUUUUAUGUUAAUGUCCUUCUGGAUUAUCAGCAUCAUCAUCCUUUCACUUUACUUACAGUUUGUUUAGUGGUUUGUAUUGUGAUGGACAUUGGCUAUAAGCAAUACAAAUCUUGACUUUUUGUGACAGGUGAAGGAAAAGCUGAAUUGACGAAGAUAGGUUUCUGUGGGUUUUUAAGGAACAUUGAAGUAAAGCUAGACUGCAGUGCUGAAUUGCUUUCCUUGAGAGUAAGCCCAGCACAGUGGGACUUGCUUCCAACUAAACAUGCAUGAGGCUGCAGAACACACACAAGCUUGAUCUAUUGCCUCAGAGUCCUAUUGCCAGCUAACGGCAUGCAAAUAUUUGAAAGCACCUGCUUUAUUUGGCACACACACUUUUGGCUUCCUUUUGAGCCAAAGAGAUACGAUAAUGACAGAUUCAUAGGUUUUCCUCUGGAAAACAACAACAACAACCUCCUUGAGUCAUUUUGGUACAACCCCCUCCCCAUUGUAUGCUCACAACAGCCCUGUGAGGUAGGUCAGGGUGAAAAUGGCUAGCUGUCCUAGAGUCCCUAAAUGAGCUUCAUGGUGAAGAUUUGAAUCCAGGUCUCCCUGGUCUUAGUCCAAGACUCUAGCUAUUACGUCCCACUGCCUCUAUAAACUUCUCUCUCUGUUGUGAAAAUCCUGGUAAUUUCACUAUUGGGUGGAUUAGAAUCGAAAGGCUUAUCACAUGAAACUGAAGUGCUAAAUUGCACAAGGAUUUUACCACCUAGGAGGCCAGCAUAUGAAUCAACUGUAGGACAUAAUUUUGUUUCACAGCUUCAGGAAUUCUGGCCCGUUCAUGACCCCUUAAAGACAACAGGCCAGUUGACAGGUUUUAUUGUGCCUCAGUGCUUGUUAUAUUGAAAAAAAACAACUUUUCUUUUUUUGGUAUCGUUUCAGUACUGAAGCAAAUCCUCUCUGCCUCUUUCAUUAUCUGACGUGGCGCUUUGCUUUUUCAGAUGGUGACUAAUUUACAAGCUGCAGAGUCAUGUGCAACUUUUGACCUAUUUGUGGGUUGUGUCAGUCAGUGUUAGCAAGUUCUUGCAGGAUGCCACUCAUUCCCUGCUUAAAUUAUUUUCCCCACCUACCCUCAUCAUUGACAAGCCUCCCUCCAUCUAUCUUUGUCACACUGCUAAAGCUAUCCAUCCUGCAAUUAAGAAUUGAUUGAACCCUGUUUAUCAGAUGAUGCGUCUUGGAAUAAAACUGCAUUGCCUUACUUGCAUUAUUCAUGCUUGGCAUUUAUAAAGUGCUUUAAUCGCUCAGCAGCAUUAUCACAUAAACGUUGAUCAGUAUGGGAAUGUGCUUAGGUCAGUCUCCAGCUCAUGCAGAACUCUUCCUCCUUCUUCUCAUCCAGGAGAUUGGUUAGAUUCAUCAAUAUAAAACUUUCAGUCAACUAAAAAGAUGUCCCAGAUUAAUUGGGCAGCAAUUUUUUUUAAAAAAUACACUGAAUUGAUGUCCCAGACCCUCCAAGUGUCCCUAUUUUCCAGAGACAGUCCCAGAUUUACAGAAGUCAUCCCAGGUGUCCCUAUUUUCAGCACAGUAAUGUUGGAGGGUAUGGAAUUAUCCGACCCCCGAGCCAUCUGAAGGCAGCCCUGUAUAGGGAAGUUUUAAAACAUUAAAUGUUUUAUUUUGUUUUUAUAUAUGUUGAAAGCCGCCCAGAGUGGCUGGGCCAACCCAGUCAUAUGGGUGGGGUAUAAAUAGUAAAAUUAUUAUUAUGGAGUAGGAUGUCACUAUUUUCGUCGGAAAAAUGUUGGAGGGUAUGGAUCUCCCAGUACUUUGCCAGGGCAUAUAUCUUAGGCCUUAGGGUGCAUUCGCCUGCUAAAGCAAAGCAGCUUUAAGUCUGGAUGGGAGACACAUGGCAACCCCAUGAACACUGCCUUGAGCAUUUGGCGGGAAAAGGACAAUAUGUAAAUGUAUGAAAUGCUGAUGAUACAGCUCUUUACCCUGGCCGUUUGAGAUAUAUAUAUAUAUUAGGGCCCACCCUAUUCCUGUGAUUGCAGUUUGUUUUAACUGCUUUUGAAUGUUGUACUUCUAAUUGACCCACCCUAGGACCUUAGCGUGAAGGGCGGGUAAACAGUGCUAAUGAUAAUAAUAAUGAGAUUAUGAUAUCUAGUUUAUUCAUUCAUGAUACUGUCUUUGGCCAACACUUUGAGUGUAUUCUGCUAUUUAGGCAUUUACCGGUAUUCAGUUGGAUAACAAUGACUCUGGAAAGCUAAGUGCUACGAUGUUCUCAUAGUAAUGACAUCUUAGACUUGUGAAUUGGUACUUGCUUUGUCACUUGCUUCAAGGAUUCACAUUACACCAGGCAGAAGGGUUUCAGUAAACAGGAGCAAUACUGACUAGAUUUCUCUUUCUUUCAAUAUUAGCAGGAAAUAACUAAUGUAGAUUUCUGAAACUGUUGUGGACUAGUAACCUGAGCAUGCAUGGCUCCACUUCUUCAGAAAGAACAGACCUCGUGUGUGUGUUUAAGUACAUCUCAUUUUGGCAGACUGAGUCCUUCCUUGAGUAGGAACGCUUGAGAAAAUUAAACUAAACUCAUCUGCAUCUCCUGCAUGAAUGUGCAGAUUGUAAUUUAAUUAUCCACUGGCUUUCGGGUUUCCUAAAACUGCCAACAUGGUUCCUCGUUUCAAAAAUAUAUUAGCAUGCAUUUAUCAGAAAUAUUUAUCUCAAGAGCAAAUAUGUUGAAAGGGGUAUAUUUAAAUAUUGAUUUGUGUGCUUUGUGUUUGGAAAAUGUCAACACACUGACAGAGAAACAUUGAUUGUUGUUGUUGUUCUUUUGAACUAUCAUACAAACCCUGGUUGAAGACUGUGCUGCUUGGGGUUCAAACAGCUACUUCAGGCAUGCUUAUUAUGUCUUGGGCACGCUCAGUGCAAUUAUUGGCCCUCUAGAGCAAGGUUUCCCAAACUUGGGUCACCAGCUGUUUUUGGACUACAAGUCCCAUCAUCCCUGACCCCUGCUCCUGCUAGGUAGGAAUGAUGGGAGUUGUACAGUAGUCCCAAAACAUCUGGAGACCCAAGUUUGGGAAAGCCUGCUUUAAAGCAUGCUGUGCCACAAACUGCUUUUGUAAAACAAAUUCCUAGGCUGCAAAAGUGGCUUGCCAUGUGUUGUGACGUGGCUGGUCCAAAUACAUAAAUAAACACAAACAUACCUACACAGCCAAAGACUCCCUUCGACCUACAGAAAUCGCUGUGCUGUUCUUUGCCUGUCUUUCUCUUUCAAAAUAGGGUGGUCAGAAUCCAUAGGGUGGUGAUCUCCAAAUGAAGAGUUGUGUAAACUCAGCUCAGUUCCCCAUCUGUCUCUCAGCCAGCCUUCCCUUCUAAAAAUAGCACCCCCUUUCUCCCUCCCUAUUCUUAGACGGUGCAUUAAGUUCAGAGAGUCAAAGCAGGAAGUAGCGGUCAAGUAGGAAAGCAGCCACGGGUACUUCCUUGGGGUUAAAAGUGACAUAGACGUCACGUGUUGGCUACCGUCUAAUCUCGCCUUCCGGCAAAGCCAGUGAUUCUUCUCUCCUUGCAAUAUUAAUCGUCCUUGCUAACGCGUGCGCACACUCCUGUUCAAUCCGUAUUCAUCCAGGCAGCUUGAUUUUGUGACAAGAUGACACAAUAGGAAAUUGGCAUCCUGCCACAUAGUGUGUAUAAAUCAUUGUGCUCUUUCUUUGGUUGGAAAGAGGGUGUGAAUGCAGUUGUCAGGAGUAUCUGUCUUUCUUCCUGUAUACGGAUUCUUUCCACGGUUUGUUUGUUUUUUCUAGUGUGCAGUUGGACACAGAAUGUACAACUGGGAGGGAAAUGUGCAGUUGGAAAGCUGAUUAUGUGCACUUGGUAAAGGGGAGUGUAGCUGGGCACAUCAGGUAUAUGUGCUCAUUAACCCCUUAAACAACAGGCAAUGCCAGGGACAGCAUAUACACAUUAUUUGGUAAAGUGCACUCAGUUUCCAUACUUAAACUGCCCAAACCAUAUUAAAACGCCUUCCUUUUUCGGCAGAACCACUUCUUCUUAAUCUUCAAGCAGGCAACACUUUGUUGCAUCCUUGCAAAUAACCUUUAAAGUUAACCUUGGACCUGUCUUGCACCCCGUUCCUUCUUUGUGUUAGAAACUCAGAUAUAUAAGCUAGGCGCCAAAUGGCUCCUUAAACCAAGGUUGCAGUCGCCAAAAUGGAAUGUCUUCGGGAAGAUGGCUCUAAAGUCUUACUUUUCAAAUGAUGGACUGACUGUGAUUGAUUCUCAGUUGGCGAGUUCAGAUGACAACCUUGAGCUAGGUUAAGAGCUUUGAGAAAGAAGAAAAGUCGCUUGAUCCAGGUGUGCAUUGGCAAAAUCCAACCUCUCUGUCUUAAUGGUGACUUCUUCUGCUCCGACUGCCCAGAAAAAACAAUAUGGUUCCAGAAAUGCAUCUGAUUGUGCAAAUAAAAUAUAAGUGAUAGAAUUCUACAGGAUGGGGAUUAGUGUGUGAAAACAGUCCCAAUCCAAUGAUCUCCAGAUGGUGGAGAGGUCAGGUGCCAUUCUGGCGCCUGGGCAUCCUCACUUGGUCGCAAGUGGUUGAAAGCCAGGUGCAAUAUGUGCCUGGUGCCUAGGUAAAGGUAAAGGGGACCCCUGACCAUUAGGUCCAGUCGUGACCGACUCUGGAGUUGCGGCGCUCAUCUCGCUUUAUUUACAGCUUCCGGGUCAUGUGGCCAGCAUGACUAAGCCGCUUCUGGUGAACCAGAGCAGCGCACGGAAACGCGAUACCUAUUUAUCUACUUGCACUUUGACAUGCUUUCGAACUGCUAGGUUGGCAGGAGCAGGGACUGAGCAACAGGAGCUCACCCUGUCCUGGGGAUUUGAACCGCCGACCUUCUGAUUGGCAAGUCCUAGGCUCUGUGGUUUAACCCACAGCACCACCCGCGUCCCUCCACUGAACCACCCUCGUCUAGCACGUUUCAAACACUGUCUGGCCUCCCACUCAGCCAGUGGUGGCAUAUUAUAAUAGGUGCAAAGAUAGAAGUUUCCUGUUUCUGCAAGUAGUCAGGCCCUGCUUUUAUUUUUUAGUACAACACUUGCACUUAUGAGCCUCUUGAUGUUGGCAUUAUGGGGUUUGGCAGCAAACACGCAGCCAAGCACCUGCACAGUGUUUAUGUAAUUGGGGACCCUGAAAAUAAUUUGACCUUGUCCUCAAAGGCACACUCUCAACACACUCAGUGCCCAGAAUUUGAUCAAUGAAAACAGUUGUUGUCAUUUGCUUUCCUGAAGGAGUGUUACAGUCACCAUUUUUUUAUGUCCCCCCUUCUCCCCCAAACUCCAUGAGAGACAGGGACAGAACUUCAGCAUGGUAUGAGGGGCAGAGGAGAUCCGGACAGCCACUACUAAUAUAUUUUAAUCCCCUUUGGGUUUGCUCAGUAAACUCCUCUGUUUCCUAGUUAGGUUUUUCAGAUCACCCAGGUGAGUCUGAAAAAAACCAUAUAGAAACCCUCUGGAAAAAGCUUCAUUUGUUGGCAACUUGAUUCUGCAGACCACCCUUAGAAAUAGGAAUAAUUAAGCGGCAUGUCUUAAAUAAACCCUCCUGUUUGCAGAGCGCACUGAAGACAACUGCUAAUCUGAUUCUGGCUCUGCCUUGACUCCACUGAGUCACCUGCCUGAAGGAGCAACUUGUGCAGUUUAUUCCUGCUUUGGUGCGGGCUUGUUUGUUUUUGAAUUCCCAAGAGACCAAAUAUCAUUUUUCUCAUUCGAAAGUAUUUUUCGGACCAUGAGUAGAUAGAUCAGGCUAUAGUUCAGAAAAUCUGUUGAGAUUUUAGCAGGCCUGGCAGGAUCGGAAUAGGCCCAGGCGACAAACUUGUAUCUCAUUGGCCUUCAGUUUCUCUAGAGGUCUGGUGUUAAUUGGCCUACCUAGUUUGGUCUGUGGGGCCUGGUAGCUGUCAGCCUGGGAGUCUCUUUAAGCUUGUGCUGCAGCUGCUAUAUAUAAACUGAGAGGAGAAGGGCUGGAGUAGGAAAGAUGAAGAACUGGCAGGUAGUUGUCUCCUUCCUUCCUUCCUUCCUUCCUUCCUUCCUUCCUUUCUCUCUCUCUCUCUCUCUCUCUCUCUCUCUCUCCAUACUUUGGUUGUUGAAUGUAAUCUGUUCCGGAAGCCCGUUAAGAUUCUGAAAUGUUCGACAACCGAGGCGCGGCUUCCAAUUGGUUGCAAGAGCUUCCUGCACUCAGCAGAAGCUGCGUUGGACGUUUGACUUCCGAAAAAUGUUCAAAAGCCGGACCAUUUACUUCUGGGUUUUCAGCAUUCGGGAGCCAAAACAUUCCAAAAUGGAGCUGUUUGGGAACUGAGGUUUGACACUGUGUGUGUGUGUAUGUGUGAUAUACAUAUACAUAUACACCCCUGAGCUCACAAGCACCCAAGCAAUAAUACCGUAAGCAAGGAGCAAAGCACACCUUGUGUUCAUUUGGCUUUUUACACUUGUAAGUUUGGGAUGUCCAACAGGAAAUUUGUGCAACUGGAAAAUCUCAUUAAAAAAAACAAAAACCUGUUUCUUUGAUGUGAAAUCCAAAAUCUAUAGAUUUUUUUUUCCUCUUUUUGAAAGCGCUCUUUGCGAAACAUCUGAGGCUUUGGUCUAAAAAUAGUAAAACCUGCCAUUUGCUGAGACAAAUGUGGCAAUGUCCCCUUUUUAAAGAAGAAAAUGUUUUUCAUAUCCUCUGGGCAGAAAUGUUUUUUCGUUCUCUGCUGUUUACGUGCAUAGUUUGAACAAGUAGAAAGCAGAAGUAUCAGAGCAACUUGAGACAAAGUGCUCUACCUGGGGAUAGAGGACUCUGAUAAAACACAUGCUCUGCGGGUAGGCAAUUCCAGACCUGCUUCCUGACCUCUCCACGCAAAGGCAGAAGAGCUGGGAAAGACAUCUUUUGACCUGAGGCCAUUGAAAGCUGCUGACAGUCAAAGAUAGUACUAGGCUAGUGGAUCAAUGAUCUGGCACAGGAUAAGAGUGGGUUGUGUUGUGGAGUUUUGUUUCUUUUGCUGUAGAACUGAAUUGGCUGAAAUUAAUUUUCAAGGGCAUUGACUUGGAUUGAGCCAGAAAUUUACUCUUGAAUGGCCAGUGCUGAAAUCAUAGAGUGGAAAUUAAAUAUUAACCAUGUUCCCUUUUGCUUCUGGAUGCCCCAAACUGCAUACCAACAAGCAGGCUACACUCACAUUUUGUGUGUUUCAUCUUUGAUCAGGGUGUACUAAAGGAAAGGGAUUAGUGCCUUGGCUUACCAUACGAAAGACAGACAGACACAAGGCAACCUUUUUUGUCCGGAGGUUAAACCUCGCGAUAUAUCCCAAUACAAUGAUACGUCUGGUUGUGAACAGGAUCCAUUCCGGAGCCCUGUUCACAACCUGAGCAGAACGCAACCCGUGUCUGCGCGUGUUGCGAUUCGCCGCUUCUGCGCAUGCGUGUGAUGUCAUUUUGAGCACAUGCGCGAGCAGCGAAACCCAGAAGUAACCCUUUCCGUUACUUCCGGGUCGCUGUGGGACGCAACCUGAAAACCCUCAACCUAAAGCAAACGCAACAUGAGGUAUUACUGUAUAUCAUGGUGUCGGAAAGGUGGGAGGAAGAAGGCGGUUGCCCCCAGCCCUCGGCAGCCGGCCAUGCAGACGAUCGGCUCCAUUGUGCGCAGUUCUGCCGCUUCAUGGUGAGGGCGGGCUGCACAGCCCCAGGCAGAGCGCAUCAGCAAGGGCACCUCAUGGCAACGCAAACGCAAACACGUAGCCCUGGAGCGCCGCCAGCCUCCUUGGAGCUCUCAUCUUGCAAGUGGUGGCUACCAGGAACUACCCUCUAGAAUGUCACGCAAGGCACGGGAGGCGGCUCUGUUCUACCUGGGUGCAUCAUCACCUGGCACGAGGAGAAAGGGAGUGAGGAGGCGGCCGCUUGCAGGACCAGAGAAAGAAGCAAAGGCGCUGGCUGGCAGGCAGGCAGGCAGGCAGGCAAGCCCUACUUGAGUCUUGGGCUCCCGAGGCUGGCGGCUGGGCUGAGGGAGGAGUUGGCGAUCAUUGGGCAGCCUUGCAUGGCACCUGGGAGCGAAGUGCGCAAUGCUGGCUGUGCCCAGGGGGAGCGAGGAUUCAUGACACAUUGCCUGCCCAAAACUCUGAAAUCGCGAUCUGAACUUUAGAUCAGUUUUGGACGAUGAAUCGAUACAUGACUCCGCUCUACUCAUAGCGCUAGAAGUCGGGGAGAUCCAACAAAGAUUCAGGACAGACAAAUGAAAGUCAUUAUUCACACAGCUCUUGGUUUUAAUUCUCUCCCACAAGCGGCAGUGAUAGCCACCAGCCCAGAUGGCUGGGUUAUUUUAAAGGAUUAGACAAAGUCAUGGAGGAGAAGGCUCUCAGUAGCUGCUACCCCUGGUGGUAAUUUGCUUCUGAAUACCAUUUGCUGAAAACCGCAGAAGGAGAGGAUCCUCUUGCACCUGGGUCCUGCUUGCAGCCUUCCCAUAGGCAUCGGGUUGGCCACUGUGAAAAAAGGAUGCUGGACUGUAUUGGCCAGGGGUCAGCAAACUUUUUCAGCAGGGGCCGGUCCACUGUCCCUCAGACCUUGUAGGGGGCCAGACUAUAUUUUGGAAAAAAAUAUGAACGAAUUCCUAUGCCCCACAAAUAACCCAGAGAUGCAUUUUAAAUAAAAGCACACAUUCUAUUCAUGUAAAAACACACUGAUUCACGGACCGUCCACGGGCCAGAUUGAGAAGACGAUUGGGUGCAUCCGGCCCCGGGCCUUAGUUUGCCUACCCAUGGCAUUGGCCAUUGGCCUGAUCCAGCAAGCUCUUCUUAUGUUCUUAAGUGAGGCUUAUUAGGGCAAUAUAAAAGAACCGAAACAGCUAGCCCUGCCCAUAUUUUAUUAUUGGAGUUCGCUGAAAGAUCAGCAUAUGAGAAUUAUUCCCCACUGUUGUUAUAUACUGCCCAGUCUGUAACACUAAUCAGAAUUAUUCUCCAGUCAGAAGUUUUUUAAAACUUUUCCAUGCUCAUGAAUGACUGUGGUCCGUUUUCUAAGAGAUAAUUUCUCAUCUUCUCAAAGGAAGAAGCGUUGUCAUUUGACGGCCAUCUAAAUAAUUUUUUUGUUGGGCUGUUUCAUUUAGUCUUUUCUGCCCUCACAGGCACGUUAAGACACUUUGGCGUAAAGUGGUACAUUCAAAACAAUUAAAAACCAGUCGAUAGCUUCUUAAUAAAUCACUUUGCUUCUGGAAUUGACACUUCUGUGAAAAGCUCUCCUUUCAGUCCACGUUCAGAGAGCCUGAGCUUUGUUUACAGCUCCUUUUCUUAAGUCGAUAUUGAAAUGGCGUGCUGUAAAAUAAAAGCUGGUGUCACGGCACUUCUUUAUAAAUCAUGUUCAGAGUGGCAUAUUUCUGAUAAUUACUGUGAUAGGACUUGAGGACCCGCACAGUAGGAUGCUGUGAAAGCUUUUUACUUAGGAAAGGGUGACUUUUCUCCUCCUCCCCAUUUGCUGCUUGUCAGGAAUGUUUCGUGUAAACGAAGUUUUUCCUGCUCUUUGCGUCUUCUUCUCCCUGAGAUUAACCAGAGUUAUUGGCGUGUUCCACUUUAUAGCCCAUUAUAAUCUUUGAUCCUCAAGCCGGUGUUCCACUAAUCCGUAUCACAGCUGCACUCAGCCUUUCUUGUAAGUAGUAAUUACUGUUUCCGUGUAACUAAGCUAUUCACGCUGUACUAUAGACUCGAGGGCUUGCUCUGAAGGUGAAACUUCCUAAAAUUAUUGAUUGAAUUUGUUUCCCAUUCUUCCUCCCAAAGGAGUCCAAGGCAGCAAAUGUAUAUACAGUUUUAAAACAAAACCAAAAUGCUCUAAAAACACCUGAAAGCAGUUGCAAUUAAAAACAGACUUCCGGCAAAUGAUUUCAAGAUUUCCAGGAAUCGUAGUCUUCAACCACCAAAUGUCUAUUUUUCAUUUUUUUUUAAUAAAUCGCCCGUCUCAGGGCGAUAAAAUCACAACAUAAAAACACAGAAUGUAAACAAGAAUGUUUUCAAAUUCCUCCUGAAAGUUAAUAAUGAUGGAGACAGGCACACCUCACUAGGGAAGGCAUUCCACAACCAUGGGGCCACCAAUGAAAAGGCCCUGUCGUGGGGCAGUUGGGAGGGACUGCGAGGAUCAUCUAGUCCAAUCCCCUGCAAUGCAGGAAUCUUUCACCCAUAGUGGGGCUCAAACCAACAACCCUGAGACUGAGAGUCUCAUGUUCUACCAACUGAGCUGUCCCAGGCCUCACCUGCUGAUCAUAGAGUCCAUGACAGUUGGCAUAGAAGAAGGUACUCUAUUAGGUACUUGGGUCCCAAGCCAUUUGCGGCUUUAUAUGCUAGGAUUAACACGUUACAUGUGGCCUGGCAAGACAUUGGUUGAAGGCAUUUCAAACGCUCUUGCAAUCUGCCUCCCCAAGGGUGGUGCAAAUAGAGCAAAGAUGGAACUCUGGUUUCUCCUGUUAGGAGUUUAGACGAACACAACCCAAAUACUAUCAACUCUUCAGCUCUUCGCCUCCCGCUCUCUUCCUGGCCUAUGUUCCUGCCUUGGAUACCUGUUUCAAUUUCAUAAGUUUGUGUCCACGUAGUGUUGCAUAUUUGCAUUUAGUAAAUCUUGAUUUGGGGGAGGUGGGGGUUGAAAAUGAUCUAACGUUUUGGUGGCCAUACUUAUAAAUAUUGUGUUCUAUCCAACUAAGUCCUACUCGGAGAGGACACACUGAAAUGAAUGAACCUAAGUUAGUCAUGUUCAUUAACUUCAAUAUGAGCACGCUUCAUUGGAGCCAAAUCCUUUCUCAUCAAAGCUUGGCACGUAAACAUUGAUUAUCUUGCAGCCAACAUGGUGCCCUCCAGAAGUUACUGGACUACAAAUCCCACCAUCCGUGACCAUUGGCCGUACUGGCUGGGGCUGAUGGGAGUUGGAGUGCCACAACAUUAUGCUGGCCCAGUGCUGUCCACCCUGGCUCAGGAUAUACCUGUUGACUUCUGCUCUUGCUUUCCUGUGACUUACAGUAUUAGCAGACUGCCAUUGGGUAUUUCUUUCUGCAAUUAGCACCUUUCUCUCCUAGCUGUGUUUGAUGGACACCCUUGUUUUCUUGAUCAAAGUUAUUUGAAAGUUGCAGUCUUUCUGAGCCAGUCUUGCUUAGGAGUUGAUUGGGGCCAUAGCGGCCACUGAAGACACCACACAGGUUGGGGUACAGCAUGUGCCUGAAUAGCUCAGUUGGUUAGAGCAUGGCGCUGAUAACGCCAAGGUUGCAGGUUUUAUCCUGUAUGGGACAGCUGCAUAUUCCUGCAUUGACGUGGGUUGGGUUAGAUGGUUUUCAGAGUCCCUUCCAACUCUGAUUUUAUGAUUUCUAUGUUUACGCUGUAACAAACAGUUGGUUAAGCUGUGACUCAAGAUCCUGAUUCCUCCUCGCUCACCCCAGUUGAAAUUGGCUCUUUGUAUAGGAGGAUUAAAAGCCUGAGAUUUGGGGGCUAAUCCUACUAAAUGCAGCUGUCUCUGAUCCUAUUAAUUGGCUUUUGUAGCCUGGGAAUGCUAACAGGUAUGCAAGGUUUCGAGGCUGGAGUAGUAAUAUUAAAUAACAACUCCUGGCUUUGCUUUCUUGCAUCCUCAUGCUCCACAGUCAUCAGCAAUUGUUCAGCUGUUGUUUCUUGGUAGUGUCAAGCUGAAUGAGAUCACUUGUGCCUUGGUAGGUUUAUUGAAUCACACACUCUCUUGCCUCUAACCCUGUUGGAGGUGAUCAUUCAUUUCCCUCACCGCUUAAAACCCACUUGAUGCUCUUCCAGAUGUUGUUGGACUACAACUUCCAUCAUCUGUUGGCUGGGGCUGAUGGGAAUUGUAGUCUUGAAACAUCUGGAGGGCAGCGGAGAAAACAGCUCAAGACCAUGUGAUGUCUUCAAACCCUUCACUAGCUGCUGCCUUGCCCUCUAAAUUUUUAAAGCUCAUCACAGCCCAGCCCUCACAGCCCAAUAUUUAUUCAUCCACAGUCUGUGCUCUUCAGACUUGUCUACCUUUGUUGGACUAGAUGGGCCUUUGGUUUAAUCCAGUAGGGCGGUUCCUAUGACGGGGUGGGUGAUUGAGGAGAAGGCUAUCAAUGACUACAACUCAUGACAGCUGAGAUCAUCUCCACUGUUGGAGACACUGAGUCUCUGAAUGACAGUUGCGCAGGGUCACAGGUGGAGGGGGUGUCGUUGCAUCAGGGUGGCCACUGUGUGAACUUGGAUGCUGGACUAGAGGGACCUUUGACAUGAAUCCAGCAGGGCUCAUCUUAGGUUCUUAGCUUUCCCCUUGUUUCUCCAUAUGCCUCCUCAUCUCUUUCAAAGUCUUUUCUUCCAUAAAGCCUCGCCUUACCCAGAAGUCUUAAUCACCACCUGAAACAAAAGCUGACAUCUCCCAACCUCUCCAGCCACCACUAGCAGAUCUAGAUUGUACACUCUUUGGCACAGCACCCUGUUACUACUACUACAAAGCGGCCCUGUAUGUCAAAGGGCUACAUUAAAACUGGUAUGAAGUUCUUUGUAUUGUUAAUAGAGCAUUUUCCACCUGCAUUGUUGAUUUCAGGGCCAAACUAGGCUGCGUCUACAUCUCUGUCCCACUUGUCCUCCGAGGAGCAUAGAGGGGAGCAUCCAUGGCUCUUCUCCCAACCCCCAUGGAAAAGCAAUCUUUGAGGAGACAAAUAGCAGGAAGAGAAAGGGUUAAACAUCCUUCUCACCCCUCCCUCCACAGCUGCUUUUUGUCAGGGGUCAGGAAGGGAACCCAGUACACUUAACUGAUAAACUUGCUGCAUAAUGUCCCGUUCUGCUCUCACUAAGGUGGUGAAACCUUGUUCUGUUUCUUGAUCGGCUUUUAAGUUCAUCUUAAUUUUUUUCCCAUUUUAAAAAAGUUCCCUCAAGACAGAAACCUUCUAACAUCUGGGGUUUUUCUCCUGAUUCUUGAGGAACUCAGGUUUAUUUACAUCUUCAAUAUUUUGAAAGUGUUGACAGUGUGCAGAAUGCUUUUUCAAGAGUUCUUAUCCUAGAUGCUGUCUCCUGCCUUCAUCCUCUAGCUACAAAAUUGGGGAGCUGGCUCAGCUAGAACUGGAUCCGGUUUUUCUUGUUCUUCUUCAGAGGUUUACUCAUCCUCCUAUACUACUUCCUGUUUUUGUCUAUUUGACGGUGUUGGUUCCCCCCCCCCCUCCCCCAACCUUCCUACACUGCCACUCAUGAUUUUAAUAAAAUCACUCAAAUCAAACUUUCGGAUUUCAGGGAAUUGUUUCUGCAUGCACUGAGCUGCCAUGGAUUUUCCUCCUGGCACCUCUGUUCUGGUAUAUGUUCUAGUCCAAGCACAGGCCCCAUUUGCUCCAUAUAUUUAAAUCAGUCUCUAACCACUUUAAAUAGUCAUGACUUCCCCCAAAGAACUCUGGGAACAGUAGUUUUGUUAAUGGUGUUGGAGGUUGCUAGGAGACCCCUAUUCCCCUUGCUUCACUACAAUUCCCAGAGUUCCCUGGGAAGAGGACUUGAGUGUUAAACCACUCUGAGAAUUAGAACCUGCACCCUAUUUGUUAACAGCUGUAAUAAUAUUAAUGACUGAAAAUUGUAAAGUUUCAUUACUCUCACUUCUCAGAAAGAUUGGCUUAAUAAAGUUUGGGAUUUGGCUAUAACGUCAAAAAACAAAUUAUCUAAGUAUAAGAAUUCCAAGUGAUAUGGAAGUCAAUUAUGGGAAAACUGGUUGCCCCUCAUACAAUUUUGUCAAGAAAAUAAUUACCUCCCGCAAUGCAAAUUCAAGUAGGCUUUGAGUUUUGUUUCAUUUUUGUUAAUGGUAAUUUUAUGUUAAGGAAUAUUUCCUUGUAGAGUAUUAUUUCUGAAGUAUUUUUCUCUGGAGCAGUUUUCCUUAUAAUUGUUAAGAAUUGUCAAACGAUUAGGUAAAAAUGUAAAAAUACAGAUUCCAGCUACAAAAGCUGAGGCGGCCAGAGACCAUCUUGGCUUUAAGACCUGGAAGACCUGCCCCCUGCCUUGCUGGCUUUCCCCCUCCUGGCCUAGAAAGGCAGGGCCCUGACAGACUCCAACUGCAAAAGCUGAACAGAUGCUUAAACUGCAGUAUUGUUUAGUGGGGUGUUGUUGGGUUUUUUGUUGUUGCUGCUGCUGCUGUGGUUUUUUUUUUUUUUUGGUAUCUUUCUUUUCAGCUCUUAUUUUGACUUAUGUGGCAAUUGUCCAGUUUUGUCAAUUUUAUAUUUAUUGUUUAUAGCUUCUGCAAUUAUGUAUCCCCCCCCGUAAGCUGCUUUGACCAUGGUUUUAACUGUGGAAAGGGGGCCAUACAAAUACAGUGGUACCUCAGGUUACAGACGCUUCAGGUUACAGACUCUGCUAACCCAGAAAUAGUACCUCGGGUUAAGAACUUUGCUUCAGGAUGAGAACAGAAAUUGUGCUGCAGCGGCAGCGGGAGGCCCCAUUAGCUAAAGUGGUCUUCAGGUUAAGAACAGUUUCAGGUUAAGAACGGACCUCCAGAACGAAUUGUACUUAACCCGAGGUACUACUGUAAAAUGAUUGUGAUGAUGAUGAGAGGCACUACAGUGGCUAGCCCUGGUCAAAGAACAAGUUUUUAGCUACAGCUCAUAGUUUGUCCAGAGUAGGAUAUGUCACAAUAUUGCAAUUAUACCAUACUCUGCAUUGCUAUUGUAAGCCAGCUUGAAUAAAAAUGUCUUGCACCACCAGUGAAAGAUGCAUAGGCUGCAGCUUUGGCAAGUCUCCAGAGAAGAGAAUUUCAAUAAGAGGGGCAGCCACUGACCACCUCUUUCUGCAAACCUCUUAUGACUCGGUGUAUAGAUCCCGAUGGUAUACUUGAACUUAAAGGUCAUGCUGGUCUCAGGUUGGUAGGGGCUUCAUGAUGUCUUUGUGGAAUGUCUCGAAUGCAAAAAACUUAAGGGCGGGUCUGAACUCCUUGACUAAGCCGACUGUCUUGUUUUCCCAGGUCACUAGAAAAAGAGUAUGGCUCAAGAAACCAACCAUAGCCAAGUGCCUAUGCUUUGUUCUACUGGGUGCGGAUUUUACGGAAACCCUCGUACGAAUGGCAUGUGUUCUGUAUGCUAUAAAGAACAUCUUCAACGGCAGAAUGGUAGUAAUGGUAGAAUUAGCCCACCAGGUGAGUUCAGAUCUCCGAAAUGUGUCGGGGUUGACUUAUAGAUGUACGAGCCCAUGUGGCUGCGGUAGGGAACCUCCAGUUUGCUGGUCAGUUUGGUCCAUAAAGCCAUCUCCCCCCCCCCACUCCCCCAAACCAAUCAGCUGACGUCACUGGGUGACAUCAGGUGAGGGGCAGGUUGUGGGGUUCACUCCUGCCAAGUGGUGCAGGUAACACAGGGGAACUUUAGCCACAUGGUGGCGUUUCCGUGUGCUCUGGCUUCCAUCACAGUGUUCUGUUGCGCUGGAAGCUGUUUAGGCAUGCUGGCAAAAUAAUAAUAAUAAUAAUAAUAAUAAUAAUAAUAAUAUAUUAUUUAUUAUUUUGUAUCCCACCCAUCUGGCUGGGUUUCCCCAGUUACUCUGGGCAGCUCUCAACAGAAUUAAAAGCACAAUAAAAUAUUAAACAUUAAAAACUUCCCUAAACAGGGCUGCUUUCAGAUGUCUUUUUAAAGUCAGGUAGUUUAUUGCCUUGACAUCUGCUGGGAGGGCGUUCCACAGGGCAGGCGCCACUACCAAGAAGGCCCUCUGCCUGGUUCCCUGUCAUGGCAAAAUGAUGGGGGUGGAGGCACUGUCUGUGGACAAACACCGGCUCCCUCAACCUGAAAGCGUGAUGAGCGCUGCAACCCCAUAGUCGCCUUUGACUGGACUUAAUCGUCCAGGGGUCCUUUCAGGAUACAAAUGCAGGGGUCAGAUAAUUGACAGGUGGGUGAUCCCUACCGACUUGUCACAGUUGGUCCACAGGGUGGCGGCAAGAUAAAAAUCUGGAUUCCGCACUCCUGCAAAGAUCUCAUGACCUGUCCAAGACAGCUGGGAUUUUCGCUUGGCCUGUGUAUGUCGAAUGGGCCAUGCUAAGCAGACUGCCUUCCUUUGUCUUGCAGCAGGCAGUUGCUAAUUGUAGAACGGGAGAGAGAAAGAGAGAAGGAAAAGAAGAACUGUGACUAAUUGUGUGUGGCCUGUAGUAUCACCAAACAGAUUAUGAUUCAGCUUCAAACGGAACAUUAGGCCUACGCCGUUUUAACAGGGGUUUUUUUUUGUCAGUAUAGUCUAAGGGUCAUUCUUGCAGCUCGUAUUUUACUUGUGGUAAAGUAUUGCAAGCUUAGUCUGCCCGACACUGCCGUAAAUAGCUGUAGAGCAGGAGCGGGCAGAAGUGUUCAGCCUGAGGGCCGCUUUCCCUUCUGUGCAGUCUUCCAGGGGCCACAUGUCAGCAGUGGGCAGAGUCAGAGGCAAAAAUGACCUGAGUGUGAAUCUUACCUUUGUACAGCAGGCUCAUAGGAACCAACUCCUAGGGGCCAAAGUCUCUUCAGCCCCUAAAAAAAUAUAUUUGAGAGGGCCAGCCAGUCGUCCCCGCCCCCCAGUUGAUGGUCAUUGCCAUUCAACUGGUGUGCAUGCACUGCGUCUUGGCGAUCGAUUAUGUGGGGCUUACCUGCCCCCCCCAAUAUUUUAUUCAAGUUGGCACCCCUAAGUAGCUAGUUUCUGCACCAGUCUCUCACUCUGUCCUCCAUCCAGGCCAACUGCAUUAUUAGAGUAUUAAGUGCACAUUCCAGACUGGCAGGAAGGUUGCAAGGUGGGGCUGGUGAGAGAGGUCUUGAGGGCCAGGUACAGAGGUCUAAGGGGCCGCAUUUGGCCUCUGGUUCCAAGGUUCCCCUUCCCUGCCAUACUGAGGGACUGGUUUGUUUGUGAACCAAAACCAGCCAAUGGAGGAAGGGAUAGCUAAGUUGAGGAGAGAGGAAAAAACAGGUGAUCUGGAAACAGCUGCUGCCACAUUAAAACGGCAACACGCAACUUGCAGAACCGCCCAUUACACUGUUGACCUUCCUGCCAAAUAGCAUGUUGCACAUCAUUUAAGAUAGUGCAACUUUUCCAGGAAGCGAUCAUGAAUACUUUCUUAACUUAGGCCACAUCCACACCACCUAUUUAAAGCUCUCUGAUUCGUUAGUGCAAAGCCAUGUCAGAAUUACUUAUAACAGCAACCCUAAAAGUGUGGCCUUAUCUGCACUAUUCACUUAAAGCAGUAUCGUAAAGCCAAUCCUCCGUGAAUUUGUCUGAUCCUUUUUUAAAGCCAUCCAAGUCAUUGGCCAUCACUGCAGUAAAUUCCGUUGUUUAGCUAUGUGUAGUGUGGAUUGAUUAUCGUCCCCCGAAGAGGUAUUCUUUGUGUUUUUAAAAUAUCAAAUUUUAUCUUAUUUGAAUUUUAAAAACAAACCAACCUGCACAUUAAAUUCAAAGGCACAAUUGCCAUCUCUUGUAUUUGGGCAUAUAUAAUUGAAUUGUAGUCCAACCCCUGUAAUGCAGGAAUAUGCAGCUGUCCCAUAGGGGGAUCGAACCUGCAACAUUGGCAUUAUCGGCACCAUGCUCUAAGCAACUGAGGUGUGGUUAAUAACUUAGGUGUAGAUAUCAUUCUGUCCUGAAAUAAUCACAGCCCAAAGUCUCCCCCAGCCCUAAGAUUGCAACAUCUAGCCUAUGGUGACCAGUUGUCUUCUAGCAUAGCCAAUUGCUGUCUUAACACGAGUGCCUCUUCUUUCAGCAACUUCUGUUAGUAGCCUAACUGAGUCUUUACCAGUUCAAUGCACUGAAGGCAGCAUCCAGGAAACUUCAUCAACACUAGAUUCUACACCUGUACCACCUAUGCAGCCAAGGUAAACGUUGCCAUCCUGUGUUUGUGUGUAUCAAAGGUCUAUGUGGAAUUGUUACCAUAAUGUUAAUUGCAGCAUUUUCUAUUUUGGGGACAGAAUGGUAACUGCAUGGAUGAGAGCAUUCUCCCUUUUUAUAGAUUGGGAGUGCUGCACUAUAGCUGUCUGUGAGUUUUGUUAAUGUAUCUGGGGACAGAGCAGGAGCCCGUCUUUCUACACUGUUCCCUAUAAUAGCAAAACUCAGGUGCUGAGUGCUGAUGGUUACCUAGACAGGUUUGUAAAAGUACCCAGAUUUGCUGGAGUACUCCCCAAAGAUGGCCCCAUACAGAUGUUGACUGGGGAAGAUCUCAACUUAAAACUUGUUGGUAUGGGAAAAUGCACAGCAAAAUCUGCACCUCAAAGUAUGACCUAAACACUUGUAAGGUAAGCAUUUGCACUUUGAAUUGGAAGCACGCCAGUGAAUCUGCUUUGGUGCUGGCAGCUCUGGUCCCAGUGCCUGGCCCCAGUUUCUGAACAGUCUUUCAAAGACAGUUAUAUUAUUUUCAGAGCUCUUUGCUAAAUAUACAAGAUAAACACAGUGUAGACUAGUCCGUGGGGGUAAAUGUGACACUGCCCUCAUCCAUCCAUCAGCUGACCAUCUUCUUAAAUUACAACCAGUCCAAUGGGUGGCAGCACUGGACAAAUACUUUGCUUCUGAUGAUUUUAUUCAUUUUGUAAUUUUGUUUCUGCCCUGCCUUUCCUUCGAGGAGCUUAAGGCGACGACCGUGGCUCCCUUUCCCUGUUUAUCCUCACGCCAAUCUUGUGAGGUAGGCUCAGCAGAGAGAGAGAGAGGGAGAGACGAACUGACUCCAGGUCACUUAGCAAGCAUCAUGGCCUGGUAGCAUCUCGAACCCUGGUGUCUAUAAUAUCAAGUUGCCUUUAUAAGCAGUUGAAACAGUUGCCUUCUAAAAGCGAAUAUUUCAUGUGCUAGUUAUGGCAAAGACUGUACCACUUUCUAAAGAAAUUCUCUCCCUGCCACCCCGCUUCUAGCCCUGUGUCAAGCCCAUCAUCACUCUUAGCAGAAUCUGUAGCAACAUGUGAAGUGGAAAGUACAGACAUAGUGGACAAGGCAGGACCUGAAAGAGAAGAUGUCCAAGGUUAGUAUAUGAACUAGUUGGGUGCCUUCACUGUCUUUGUUUAUGUUUUUUGGAACACAAAGAGAAAAUAUACAUUGUUGUCCUACUUGAUCUACUGCUGGUUAUCAAUAACUCUGCAAUGCCAGUUGUCAAAAACUGCAGAGGCCAGAACUGAAAAGAAGAGACUUGAAUUGUACACCUUGAUUGCAGGCAUGCACAGAUUUGUUUUGUGGCAUUUCCCAGUGAGCUUGCUGACAAUUGCAUCUCCUUAAGAGUGGAGAGAAUCUUUAAGCACUUAAUAAUUUGUCACAGAAGGUAUAAGGCAACAUGAAUGUGCCAGGAUUUCUCACCUUCCCCACCCCUCCAAAAAAAUUACUACUGUUUAAGCAUUUGGAAAGAGGUAAAUAAAACAGUUGGGUGAGCAGCUCUGCAAGACCAGAAAUUUAAUCUUACUGGUUUUGGACUCCAGUAAAUCCCAUCUUUUAUCUACCAGCCCCUUUUGAUUCCAAAGCUUGAGUGUGUUUGUUUAUCUAGCUAUAUUCAGUCCUAUAUUGAAUAUCCAGAUUAAUGCCAUGGACAUGAAUGUUUCAGCCAUCCAGUUUAUUUCAAGAGAAUCCAAAGUUUGCUUACCUCGCUUAAUUUGAAUCCACCCUGUGGCUUUGCAAAGAAAUCACCUAUACAUGUAAAGCUGAAUUUCACUGCAACAACCCUAACAGACUUUAAAGUUUCUUGUCAGUUGUGUGGCAAGUAAUGCAAUUAUGCAAAAGUACCUGUGUUAGUCUUUUGCUGAAAGAGAGUCCUGGGACUUAUUAUGACAUGAGCUUAUGCAGAAAAAAACAAAAUAAAUCUUGCCACGAUAGAUUUUUUAAAAUCAGCAUGGUAACACAGAACUCCUUUGCAUGUGUGUGGGUUUUUUUAAUUGACAUUCAGGGAGAUUCCCCUUUAAAAUUGCUAUAUGUAUUGUUCGUGGGACAAUGUUGACAGAUGUUGGGGCAUCCUUGUGCCCUUUGGGCACAGAUAACAGUGGAGAGUCUGGGCCCCCAAAACCUGCCUUUGAGCAUUCCAGAUGUGCUUCUAAAAACAGAUUGUGCUCAAUUUCAUCUUUUAGGGUUUGGUUUUUUUGCAGUGACUCUAAACCAUGUCAUUAAUACAGUUAACAAUGUGAUCCUUCCUACUCAGAAGUGAGUCUCACUGUGUUCAGGGAGACUUGCCCCCACGUGAAGCAUGCCUAAGAUUAUUUGAGUAUUCCUGAAAUUCAGAAACACAAGCAGCAGUGCUCUUUCUCAUACACAUUCUGGAAAGACGCAGUGAAAUGACAUAAGCACAGCAUUACUCAGCUCAUACACCCAUCUCUGUGUACUCAUUUCUGCCAUGGGGGAGCUGUUGCAGAUGGCUUGCAAGUUAAGCUGGAUCUCGGUCACACACUUGACAGCUAGGGCCUUGAGAUAAGAAAAGGGGUAUUAGACGAGUGCCGUGUGUACUAGAGUAAGCGAAAGCUUUAUCUGUAUUUUCCUUUGGUCCACUCCCAGUAUAACAUAGCAGGGUUUCUUCCUUUCUUAAGAGAAGCCCUUGUGGGCUCCCCCUUAUGCUCAUUGGGCUACUGAUCACAUCUUCUGCCUUUGGUGGGGGUUUUUUUAUUUGUUUCGUUGUCCUUCUUUUAGCUAAGCAAUACCUGCCUUUUAGUUCUGUGGUCUGGGCUCUGAUUUGCUGCAUAUUCAAAACAGAGCACUGGUGUGGGGUUUUAAAAGAAAACACUACACUGAGGUCAGAGGAAGGGGCCUUCUACCAGGUCUAAUAAUUUGUCCCCAAGAGCCUGCCAUUGUCUGUUCUGACUGGCAUUGACUCCAGGAUCCCAGGCAGGGAUUUUCUCAUCACCUGCUCAUUUUUGACUGAAGAGUCCAUGGAUUGAACUUGGGAACUUCUUGAUGCAAAGCAUGUACUCCACUACUGAGCAGUGGUCUCUUGCCUGUAUGGAAAUGUGGCCACUCACUGGCUUGAGCCACUUCUGGGUGGGGAGGGGAAAGAGCCUUAGCUGCAGCUGAGCUUUCUUCCUUGCUAAAACCAGCUGUGUUUGUCUCUGUGAACAUGGCAUAACCCCCUUUUCUGUUUGGAGCCAUCUAAUCCUUAGGGUGUUGUAUUGUGUGAUACCACAUCUGUAAAAGAGAUGUGAACCGGGUCUCCUAGCCAUAGAAUGGACGGUGCACUGUGAGCAUGGCCACUGGCCAAGGGUGAUGGAAGUUGUAGUUUAUGACUACAUCUGGAAAGCACCACAUUGAGUGAUGCUGCUCCAGACCCUCUAAUGUGUGCUUCCCAGUUUCUCGCGGAGUGAAGGUGGGAUAUAAACCCUGAUGUGAAAUAUAAAUGAAGGGGGCACAAAGCCUAAACAGAAUGGAACAAAGUUGCUAAAAUGCAGUGCCGUAUAUAUAUAUAUUCUUUGUUUAUAUCAGGGAUCGGCAAGGUCUAUCUUGCCUGGGCCAGAUUGGUCCCGCGGAGAUUCCUCCGUGGGCUGGAUUAUGUGCGUGCCUGCGGUUUUCAGCAUCUGUGUGUGCACAGACGUGAUUUCCAGCGCCACAGAAGCAAGUCCCUGCACUGCGCUGUGCCGGUAUAGCGCAGCGUGAGAGCAGGCUCCUCGGUUCGGGGGUGGCUCGUGGGCCGGUCAAACAACCUCCGCGGGCCACUUCCGGUCCAUUGGCCUUAGGUUGCUGACCCCUGGUUAUAUGUUAAUCCAAGUCAUGACUAGUCAAGUCUCUGUUGGUGAACAGAGAAACCAUAAAAUGGACUGUAUCUCAAGAUAAAUAGAUGAUUUGAAGAUGUAAUGCGAUUCCAAGACAUCUGCUGAACCCUUUAGUUGGUGGAAAGCUCGCAUGUAUGAAAGUUUGGUAUGCCAGGAGUUCUCUCCACAAUCCAUGAAAGGACACUACAGAGUAUGAAUCUAUGCUUUCCCAUUAGAAUAUAUUCCCCCAGUGGCUGGUUUCUCUUAUUAUAUUUUAAAGAUACAACUCAUGCGUAGCAUCAAGAAGUGAAAGUAUUGAUAACGCGUUCUACUUGGGGAACAAAUGCUCACAUGAGUUGGAGUCGUAUAUUUGAGCAACUCUUUUACGAAGUAGAAAAGAGAGGUAUAAGUUUUAAAAAUAUAAAUAUAUAUUCGAAUUUUUUUGCCUGUAAUGCUUGGAUAUAUCUGUGGAUCUAAAGCUACAUAGUUUGGUGUGGGGAAAUGUGGAUUGUGUGAGUCUGUGUAAAAUUCAAUAUGUGGGAAAUACCUUGGACUGCAGUUCCAUUCAUAUUUACUGCUAUGAGCUUUCUGCGGUUGCAGUUUGGGAUAGCACAAGGCUCCUUCUCCUAACCAUAGCUCAAUGGAAGAGCACAUGUUUUGCGUGCAGAAGGUCCUAAUUUCAAUCCCUGGCAUCUCCAGUAAAAACAGGGGAUCAAGGAAGAAAGAUCUCUUUAUCUGCCUGAGACCCUGAAUAACCCUUGGCCUGGCUAAAAUGUUUUACUAAGCCAAACCACAGUUUAGCAUGAAUGUGUGGACUCCUGGAGGUUGUGACUGCUUUGCUCUUUCCAAGUUGUUCUGUUCUGAUGUGCCUUGCUAAACUGUGGCUUGGUGGCCCAGCUGAGCCUUUGCUCAUGGUUCAGUUCUCUCCAGACUAACAAGCCGUCACCAGGGUUUGUCCUGUGGCUUACGGCUCAUGGAGAAUUCCAGGAGAAUUAAACCAUGAACAUGGUGGGGACAGAAUGCUAAGCCAAAUCAUGACUUAGUGCAGCAGCAGGACCACCAGGGGGAGGAGCAAAGCAGCCUCAGUCUCCCCUCCGAGAACCUGCACAUUUCUGAUAAACCAUGGUUAGCCACAUGCCACUGGCAAUUGAAGUAGAUAAUACUAGCCUAGAUUGACCAAUGGUUGGACCUGGUAAAAGGCAGCUUCCUUCACACAGUUGGACCCUCUAGCCCAGUGCUGACUAACUGGUGAGUAAUCACUCUCCAAGGUCUCAGAGAUAUUUGCCCGCCUUCCUACCUGUAAUUUCUUUAGCUGGAGUUGGCAAGGAUCUGAGCUUGGGCUUAUGCAUCCUCUUAUCAACUGCCCCCACCCUCACCCAAAAUCCCUGAAGGUGGGCACUUAGGAAUCCUCAUCCUUAAUAUGCAUGAAUUGAUAGAUAUCCUUGGCUAAGGCCCCAGUGUGGAUUUUCUGAAAGGGAAAUUUAUUGUCUUUCCCCCCCACCCCACUUGGCACAAAGCAAUUUCUCACAUGCAGCUGCCCUUCAAACUGCACAUAUUGGAGAUUUUUCUUUGGAUAAGUACACUGGGAAGCCAUUAGUCGUACCUUGGUUGGCUAACGCCUUGCAACUCGGAACGUUUUGGCUCCCAAACGCUGUGAACCCGGAAAUGAGUGUUCCGGUUUGCGAACGUUCUUUGGAACCCAAAUGUCUGACGGGGCUUCCGCAGCUUCCGAUUGGCAGCAGGAGCUUCCUGCAGCCAAUCAGAAGCUGCGCCUUGGUUUCUGAACAUUUUGGAAGUUGAACAGACUUCCAGAACAGAUUACGUUUGACUUCAGAGGUACCACUGUACUAACUUUCCAGUGUGUGUCCAUGCAUUUAUUCAGCACUUAUAGGGACAGGUAAAAUAGGAAAAAUCUGAAACCCAUGUGUAGAUUUAGCCAUGUAGAAUAGCUUUCUGUGUAGUGGGGACAAAGAGAAAUAAUUUUUGUGUCAUUUAAAAUAUUUGUAUGCUGCAAUUUAUCAAGGGGGUUUAAUGCACAAAGCAGAGUAGGAAGGACUUUUUGCAUACCUCCAGACCACAAGAGCUGUCUGCCUGAGGGCACCCAUGUUGCUUCAUGACAUUCAUGCAUAUUGCAUUUCUGAUAUCCUCCCCACUUUCCAGUGCUCAUUCAGUUGCACUUACCUCUUUGCUAGAAGAAUUGUCCUUCUGAAUCCCUGCACAAAGGAAUUGAUCCUAUUGUAGCUAAGAAAGGAGGUAGGGGGGACCACUUGAUUAAACUACAGGGUGGGAAAACUUCAUUCAUAUCUUUUCGUGUCCUCUGUUCCCAGUGGUAACCAAGCAGAUCAAAAUCGCAUCCCUUGCUAAGCAGUCCUCGCUCGCCACCAUCACCCUUGAUGGCUUUGCACGCAGAGCCGAUCAGCCCUGCGCUGCGGUAGCCCUCGGGUGCAAGGAACUGUAGGAGUGGGUGGGUCCGUUUUGAACAAUAAACGAAUGAAAACCACUUUCCAACUGACUACGCAGCAUGUUUGUGUGCGUGUGUGUGUUUUCUAAAGAAUAAAAAUACAUACCUAAAAUACAUGUCCCGUUGAAUAAAUAGAACCAACAUCAGUGGACCUUGCCGAAACAAUUUCAAUAGACAGUACCGGAGAGGAAUUGUCGAUGGAUAACUCAGAUUUACCUGACACUACCAGGGGCUCAGAAACAGAGUGUGAUUAUGAUGCAAGCAUAGAAACUAAUAUAGAUGAUCCCGAUUUCCCGGAUGAGAACUCGAGAGUGAAAACGAAGAGGCGCGAUACAGAUUUAACACUAAACACAGUAGGUAAGUGAGUUUCCUUGUUAACGUAGGUUAUAGCAGUGAUUCCCAAACUGGGCUGGGGCAGGAAGCAAGCGUGUGCCACGAGAGGGGCUGGAAAAUGAACCUUGGUUAAAACGAGUGCCCAAACCAGGUGCAUUCGCUCUGUAGGGAUGCCCUCUACCAGGGGUGGGGAACCUCACCUUUGCCCUUUCCCCAGGUUGCACCCCUUGCCCUCCUUGAGUUCUUUUGCCCGGCUGAUACAUGUCCCAGAACUGUGAUGGUGUCUCUGCUUGUCCAGAUGGAGAAGAGGUGGUGUCAAGGGAACCCCUGGCUUUUGCAUGGCUGGGAUUCGCACUGCCGCACUAAGAUCACAUCCAUUGCUCUGUCCACUUUUGCCUCUGGCCUCACCCACUGUCAGCGUGCAACUCCCAGAAAGUUCCUCACCCCUGAUCUAUACCCACACACUGUUUCUGCCACUCUUAUUGGCAGAGAUAUCAUCUGAAAGAAAGGGUAUAAGGAAACGCCAAAAUUCUCUGACAGCACCUUGCAAUGCAGCAGAGAAGGCAACAGGUGAAUCAUAGAAAUGUCGCAGCUGCCAAGACAGCAUCCUGGGUCCCUACCCUGCAUCCAGGGUGAAAGGGGGCACUGGAUGCAAUUUUAGCUGUGCUCUCUGGCAGUCACGAAAAAGAGGCCCACACUGUUUGUCUAAAACAGGUGUGGGAUGAACCCCUGGCCCUCCAGAUGUUACUGAACUACAACUUCCAUCAGCCUCAGCCAGGGAUGAUGGGAGGUGUAGUUCAGUAGCAUCUUAAACCACACCUGGUCUAAAAGCUGCAUGAGAAAAGGAAGCAUCUAGUUCUGAUAGUAUGUAGAUGGACCCGAUCUAGUACUCUUUUUAAACCUGUUCAUUUCAAAGGCGGAGAUCUGACCUUGUGUGUAAUUCUCCUGUUGGAAUGCAUGGGAAUUCAAAAGUGCUAAGCUGUCUAGAUUGUGCCCAGUCUUAGCACCUGGCAGUAAGUCAGACCUCAAACACUUUUUAUCCCAUCCUUUCCCCCAGUCUUGGUCUAGACAUUGUCCUCUAUUAGCUAAUGUCUUUUAACAUGAUUCUGCUACUAACUUUGUUAUAUGCAUGGCAUAGCUGCUGAUUUAAAAAGCUGUUCUUUUUAAGCUACCUUUGAGAAAGAGUAAGCUUGCCAUAGACGUUUCCCACCUUUUCUGCAUGUUUCUGCAUUCAAAUGUCUGUAUAUCUUUAUUCUGUGUCCUAAUUCUGCUCUAAUAACCUCUCUUUCUUUCUCUUUCUCUUUUAAAUUCAUACUUCCAUUUGCAGCUCCAGAUCUUUCAACUUCAUGCUGUUCUGUAAAGAACAAGGGUGUAGCAGGAAAAACAAAAGCUUUAACCAUUAAGUGCACCCUUCCUGAUGUCCAGGCUUUUCAUUUGCCUCUGAUGUGCUUGCUGGUGGCUGUGUGUAUGUGUAUGAUUCCUCCCUCCCCUUCAAGCACCAGCCUCCACUUUCCUUGUAAAAGAUAAUUUUCUGUUCAUAUAAGGUACAAAGAGAUCAGUGGCCAGCUCCAAAAGAAAUGUGCACCCAGUGGCUUGUAUUAGUUCUUUUUCACUUCUUCUGUGGCUUGUAUUAGUUCUUUUUGACUUCUUCUGUGGCUAAGGGCAACCGCACACACCCAUUGCCAUAUCUCAGAAUGCUUCUAACUCUCCCCGUUCGAGAUGUAGUCUGCAGUGCAGCAGAGGAGUGUAAGCUGCUGCUGUACGGCAGGUCAGGCAUCUUCUCCAUCUAACCUAAGUUUUACUGCUCCCAGCAUAUUACCUCCUCCCUUUAAACUGAAGAUUUAACUGAAGGUACAGUGGCACCUCGGUUGUCGAAUGUAAUCCAUUCUGGAAGACCAUUCAACUUUGAAAACGUUCGACAACCCAAGCGCAAUUGCCGGUUGGCAAAAUCCACUGAAAAAAUGGAGGGGGGAAAUGAAGAAAUGCGCCACAGAAGCCAUUUGACUUCCAAGGCAUGAUCAAAAAUGGAAGCAUUCACUUCCAAGUUGUCGGCGUUCGGGUUCCGAAUUGUUCGGCUUCCGAAUUGUUCGACAACCGGGGAUCCACUGUUCAAAGCUUUGGGAUUCUUCUGCAUGCAGAACAUAUGCUCUUCCACUGAGCACUGCUUCCUCCUCAUUUGGGAAGAAAGAACAUCUAAAUUCUCUUUUCAGCUGUGCAGAACUCAUUUCACGGUUCCUUGGAUCCUGGCCAGUGCGCAAAAUGUUAUUGUGUGUUAACCUACAGUUGUCCAGGAUAGUCCUGAGUUCAUCUGUCACCCCCUCCAAUAUCAGCUUGAUUCAAGUAUAUUGUCUGUAAACAGUGAAAGUCUGGCAUAAGGCAGGGAUGGGUAGCUUGUGGUCCUCUAGAUGUUGAAGGACUCCAGCUCCCAUCAGCCUCUGCCAGUAUGGUCAGUAGCCAGGAGUGAGAGGAAUUGUGGUCCAGCAUCACCCAGAGAGAACCUCUGUGCUUUCUUUGGAACUGGGGAGCUGGUGCAGUUUUAGUAGCUAAGACCAUCAGGAGGAAACCACAGUGGUGGGAAUUGUAAGACAAAAACAUCACCAGAGGGCACCUGUUUGGCAAUGGCUGCUAUAAAUUUUUGAGCAAUGUGCCCCAAACUUCUAGUACUUGGAGCACGUUUAAAUUAUUAUUUCCUCACUGAGUUGAAACUGGAUGCACAUUGUUUGCCAGAUACCUUGAGCAGGUUUGGUAUCUCCAUUGAUAUUGUCUGCUGUCCUUCGCCCUGUGCAUUGUGCAGUUGUCUGUAACUCAGGUACAGGUUGGCACUGUCUAGCCAUGGGAUUCCCCUCCUCUAUUAGCAAAAGGCUGCAUCAGGGAACAGACACAUCCUUACUCCCUCCUGCCAGAUUGCAUCUCAGUCUGGUCCAUAUUACUGGCAGAGAGAGGGAAGAUAAGUGCUAGGCAUGGUCUUCGCCUCUGCCAAUAUGAUAUUGCUCCUUGCUCAUUCAACAGGUUACCUUAAUGUUCGAUGCUUUCGCUCCACUGUUGUGUCCUGGCACAGAGUUUGGUCUUUGAAUUUUUUGGCUGUUCUGGAAACUGCCCAAAUUGCUACUCUAUUCCCUGUUCCUCCUAGUGGGCUCUGGUAUAAUAAAACUCCUCGAUCAAAGCCUUGUAUCUCCAACCAGUUGCCAUAUUUCAUCUAACUUUGGAGUUAGGUUUACAGCACUUCCCCCUCCCCUUUCUGUAUUUGUCUGUCUGUCCUGGAGCUGACUUUUAUGUACAUUCAUCCUCCAGCAGUAUUCUGCCGGGGACAAUCAGUUUGUUUCGUGACGUCCAAAGGUCAGGGAAGGGAAUUCUAAAAAAGUUCUUUAUUAACUCGGCUGCCUAGCAGUUUCUUGUCUCUUAGGAGAGGUGUGUUGAAUUUUGAAUGGCUUCCCAUAACAACAAAAACUCAAAGUGGUCUACAACAAGAAUAAAAUACAGUAAUCAAAUAAAAUGUAUUAAAAACGUAAGGGUCAAAACACCCAGCCGCUGGUGCUGCACAAAUGAAACUGCUUCUCAGGGUUGGUUGCCCAUCCACAAUGAUCACCUGCAAGCAUGCAGGUCACAUGGCCACACUCUUCCCCCACUAGGGUGAGGUGUUUCUUAUCUCCUUUAAAAAACAAGCUAAUUCAUUUUAAAUUUGCAUCUAAAUUAGCACAUGCAAAUAUGUGCCUUUUUGUUGUUGUUUUGACAGUUAACUUUCUCUUAUUUUGGGGGUAUUGCACAAGUGCCCCCUCUGGCUGUUGCUGGAUAUGUCAGCAUCGUUUAAGUUCAGGGACAAGCCAAUCUUUUGGGGAGUGUGGAGUAAUGGGGCAUAAAAAGUCAUAGUACUGCUUGGAGCUGGGUCAGUCCCCGCCUGAGGAUCUCUCCUCAAAACCCACCUCUUCCAUAAAGGUGUUGACUUUAUCCCUUGGUCCCUCACCCUGGUCCAAAACUAUGCAGACAUUUUAAUUGUUGCUGAUAUACACACAACACAUUUCCAUUACGUCUCCAUUUGUUGUCUCGCCCCACAAUUGAUGGUAUGUUCCUGGAGCUUUGGUCCAAAGGCACAUGAUGUAGCCAGCUUUCUGAAGCCAAGCAAACCAGGGUCCGGCUCUUGGGGAUCCUUGCAGGAUAUAGCAAUGCAAUUACAGUGGUACCUCGGGUUAAGUACUUAAUUCGUUCCAGAGGUCUGUACUUAACCUGAAACACUUCUUAACCUGAAGACCACUUUAGCUAAUGGGGCUUCCUGCUGCCGCCGCGCCACCGGAGCACGAUUUCUGUUCUCAACCUGAAGCAAAGUUCUUAACCUGAGGUACUAUUUCUGGGUUAGUGGAGUCUGUAACCUGAAGCAUAUGUCACCUGAGGUACCACUGUAAAUGUAUUUAAGGCUGUAAGCUCCUAAAUGCAAGAGGCUGAGAGUUCUGUUUGAUUUUUCUCCUUUAUUUACUCUUAAGUUUACCCCAUUUAUUCCCCCUCGACUGCUUUGUUGCAGGGACCACAUAAUAACUCGCUCCGCAUUUGUAAGGAAUCAAUUUUUUAGCAUUGCCGCACCUAUACUGCGGAACUUUCUGCCUCUUGAUAUCAGGCAGGAGGCUUCACUGUACUUUUCAGCACUGGAUAAAAACAUUUUAUGCAAGUGGUCAAGUGGGUAUAUAUGGAGUAUGCGAGUCAAUUUCUCCCAAACUGUGAAGGGUUGUUACCUUGAACUUGUCCCAGUAGCAAACUGGCAACCAGCACAGGCCUCUGAGCAAAAGUGUUAUAUGCUGACAAAGUCUCGUUCCUGGCAGCAGUUAUGCUGCAGCAUUCUGCACUCCCUGCAGCUUCCAGAUCAAGCUCAAGGAAAGCCCCACGAAGAGCACAUUCCAGUAGUCUAAUCUCAAAGUAACCAAUGCAUGAACUGCUGUUAGGCAUCAAAUGUUGGGAGGGCAGGGUUAUUAUUGUAAAACCUUUUACCUAAUCUCUGCCUUGUUUCAAUCAAUGGUUUGCAACAUGAAUUUAUCUCGCUUGAAUAGUGAUGUGCUUAGGUAAUUUUAGACUCUGGUUUCUGGCACCUCUUGGGCGGGUGCCAUUGCGGGCCGGCAAUCUCCCUGCCCGCUUCUUGCCUUUACAUACUUCUGAGAAAGUAUGAAAAUGAACAUUUCAAGUCAAAAUGGAUGGUAGCCAGUGUGUGCGAGUCUACACUUUUUUUUAGAUCUAUGACUCCACCUAGCUCCUAGCCGCUCCUGGGUGCAAUUGCUCAAGCUAUGGGACAGAGCCAAUUCGGAUUUCCUUUUCUUCAAUCCAUCUCCCAUGUAGUGGUAGUGGGCCUUAAGUUUUUAAGCCAGGCCUCUACCAUUGCACACAAGCAUUUUCUCAAGGGCCCUUCUGAGCUGCCCUAGCCACCCACCUGAAUCUAUGAGAACAGGGGAGGCAGGGGCACAUUUAUUUGACUUGCACCAGAACCAGGGGCAACCCCCAAACCAGCUAGGGAGACAGCUUGCCAUAGUUUUUAGCACCUCCUUGGGCACUGAAUGCAGCUGUUGUCAAACCGGCACCCGUUCAGGGCUGCCCCAAGUCACCUGGUGACUUGCUGUAACAACUUCAUGGUGAGUUCUGGCACCUAUUUUUUCUUGGGGGGGGAAAGCACUGGCUGUAAGUAAAAUGUAUUGCCUUCUUUGCUGGCUCUGGGAGCUGCAACUGCUUAACUUGUUCUAGACCAGGCAACUUAGGCCUUGUCAGAGACCCAAGACCCAAACAUGCAUUUGGGGACCCAUUUCUCAAUCUUUCACCAUACAUUUGCAUGGUGGUAGUAUGCCUGUUGCAACCCGCCUUGGAUCAGACCACAGCACACUAGUGAGUCCGCGCCCAGCAAUUGGAAGACCUACCUAGGCAAUCUUCAAAGAUUAUAUUGAGGAGUUGUGUUAGGGUUCUGUGUCUCAAGCGACACUUAAGGCUGUCUGCAAAGACAUGUUUUCGGUCUUACAUAACCCCCUAUUUCAGCCGUCAGUGGCCCACUUCAGAUGUCAUUAUUUCAGUCUUAUUUCAGACUAAGAGCGGUAUUUAAGCCAAUUCAUGAAGACAGCUAAAACUAAAGGCGCACACUUCCAGCCUUAUUGAACUGAAGUUCACACUUCUCUCUCCCUGUUUUAAAGGUGUGUGAUGAUUUCAGGAUUAUUAUUAUACUUUUAUGGCAUGGAUCAGAUCUCCCAAUGAGGUCGCAUCCGCAGGAGUCCCUCUCUUGCGGAGCACAGUGAUCAGUUGGGGCAUAGACAUAAAUUACUGGCAUGGUAAUUGUCAGCUACUUUGUAAGGCUUGCCCGAAAAAUGAAAAUGUUUCAUAUAUUGUGGGUUAGCUGGGGCUCAGUGGGGAAUCUUUCGUUGUGAUUCCUGUUGGGAUGCUCCCCUUCCUCACCCUCCCAUUUGCAGUCCCCUGCACACCCCCAAAUUCUGUUCCAGGGGGCUUCCAACUUCCCUCCUUCUUCUCUGCAGUGUGCUCCCAAAACAAGACCCUUAACAGCUUGGGCCCAGGAUACCUUAUUCCUCAGAUCCCUACGUGAUCACAGGUGUUUAGGGGAGUGUCACUGCUAUUGGUCCCUUGUGGCUUAGAUGCACAGCUUGCGUCCACCAGGAGCCAUGCAGUCAGUAAUGUGGGGCUGACUCUGUGGACAUCUCUCCUGGCUGAGGUCAGAUAGAUCCCCUCCCUGUUGAACUUUGGGUGCUUUGUGAAGACCUUUUUAGUUCAGCAGGCUUUUUAAAGUAAGCCCCCACCCCAUUUUAUGGAUAAUUUAACUUUAUCUUUUGUAUCUGUUUUGUACCUCAUUGUGCACUGCUUAGAAACUACAGUGCUUUUAAAAUUUGUUAUUAUCGAUAAAUAUCCUGUAUAUCAAAGAUUUCAACGUAAAAUGAAUUGUGUUGCAAGAAACCCACAACCAUACAUAAGGUUGCACAAUUUUCUGGAGCUCUGUCGCUCCACUGCAUAAGAAACAUACCAUACCCCAUUUCGCCGUAAAAAAUAUUGUUCUGUUGCCUUCCCUCCCCUAACCCUUGCUAUAUUCAUUUAUUUAACCAUAUUACAAUUCCCUAUCUUUGCACAAUCCAUUCAACAAUUGGCGCUCCUCUUUUCAUUUCCCUUUUUCUUUUAAAAAAACAACAUAGGUUGUUUGCCCUUAGAAUGUCCAGCUUCUUCGCUAUGGAAAACAAUACCUGUAUUGUUUCAUCUUCUGUAUGAGAAAUAAAUGAAAAACAUGAUGUUAAUGUGCAUUGGACUGAGGGUGAGCGAGGAGUUAAACGAUGGAACUCCCUCCUACAGAAUUCAGCAAUGGCCACCAAUCUAGAUGGCUUUAAAAGAGGCUGGGACAAAUUCAUGGCAGAGGAGGGAGAGUCUUUGUUCUACUUCCAUGGUCAGAGGCAGUCAUGCUUCGGAAUACCAGUUACUGGAAACUGUAGGAGGGAGAGAGCGCUGUUGUGCUCUCGGGUCCUGCUUUGAGGAUUUCUAUGGGCAUCUGGUUUAAUUACAUAAAUUACAUGUGAGAACAGGAUGCUGGUCUAGAUGAGCCAUUGGCCUGAUCCAGAUAAAACUUAUGUAAUUAAACACACAACACAAAUACAAACACCCUGGUGUUAAUCAGUAUAUGAAUUGUUAAAAGAUCUACUCCGAAGCAGUGGCUUAGCAUGGGUUGCUGGUGCCCAGGGCAACGCAAGUGUUGCACCCCUCUGGUGGACUGGGCAGCUGGGGGGAGGAAAGGGUGAGCUGGCCCAACCUCAUCGGGGCAUCAGCCGCACGGAGGAGGCGCUGUCCUAGCCCUGAAGGCUCGGACCGGGUGCAGCUUGCCUCCCUGCAGCUCCGGAAGGUUGCAGGAGCUCAGCCAUGCUGAGGGAGCCUGCUGUGGGUUGUCUAGUUGUGCCCACCCCUUGGACCCCUGCCCACUACACCACUGCUCCAGAGGAGCCCCAAACCCUCUAGAGCAGAGUUUCUGGGGGCUGCAGAGGGGAGGGAGAGGAAGAGGAAGGCUUGUUGGGUGAGCAGAAGUCUGUUGUGCUUGGGCAAAGGCAGUGUUGCACACAUCCCCUUAUACUCCCCAAACAAGACUGUGUAUUGAGCCUCUCUGCUGGGUUUCCAGUGCAUGAAAUUCUCUGUGUACAUCCAGGGGAGCAAGCGGGGUGCAGGCUUCCUAUCGAGUAACCCCUUUGGCGUGGGAGAUUUUCAUGUGAGCAGCAUACGGCCAUCAUUUCCCUUUUCAAAUAAAUGUCCAACUGCCUCUGAAUACGAAGCUAAAUCUCAAUCCUCAACUUGAUUUCCACCUCUCAUGACCGGCAGAGAGAUUAAACAAGGUGGUGAGUGUAUGAUGGAGCCUUCUGGAGUAUCUGAACAAUUGAAAGAAUGUGGUUAAAGUUCUGGACAUGGCCAGAUUUGGGUCUUCAAGGGAGGAAUUUAAACCCCAAGGGCACAGGACCUGAAACUGCAAAGUUCAGAUUUUUGCCUUGUCUUUAUCUCUAUCGCAUCUUUUUGCUCUCUUUCCCCACAGCUUCAGCAUCAGAUAGCGCAGAGCCAUCCUCUGAAGAACAAGAGAAAUCACUUGACAAACCAAAACAGAAAAAAACUCGCUGCUUCAUGUGCCGGAAGAAGGUUGGGCUUACCGGUAAGUUCCUUUUCAUUUCAGUAACUUGAAAUGCGAGCUGUAGAUCAACAGUAAGAGCUUACUUCUGCCUUUGAAAUACAGUGGUACCUUGGGUUACAUAUGCUUCAGGUUACAUACACUUCAGGUUACAGACUCUGCUAAUCCAGAAAUAGUACCUCGGGUUAAGAACUUUGCUUCAGGAUGAGAACAGAAAUCGGGCUCCAGCGGUGCAGCAGCAGCAGGAGGCCCCAUUGGCUAAAGUGGUGCUUCAGGUUAAGAACAGUUUCAGGUUAAGAACGGACCUCCGGAACGAAUUAAGUACUUAACCCGAGGUACCACUGUAGACACGUCUGGAUCCUCUAACAUUGAGCUCAAACCAGCCCCUGCCUUUUACUCCCCCGUUUAGAGGAGGUGGUGCAAAGCGUGGUGAUUUGGUGUGUGUCUUUUCAACUACAGUGGUACCUUGGUUUACAAACUUAAUCCGUUCCAGAAGUCCGUUCUUAAGGCAAAGCAUUCUUAAACCAUAGCGUGCUUCCUUUAGCAGCAGGGGACUCAAUUUACAAAUGGAACACACUGAACAUGUUCUGCUUCCUAGGCAAAGUUCACAAGCCAAAACACCUACCUCCAGGUUUGCAGCGUUCUUAAUCCAAGUUGUUCAUAAACUAAGCUGUUCUUAAACCCAGGUACCACUGUAUCUUUAUAGCAGCUGCUAUUUGAUGCAUCUUAUUAUUACUGCUAAUUACAGUUGGAAGCCUGCUCUUAAUUGUUAAAUUGGGUUUUUAGAAGACUUGUGUUUUUUUAAUGCAAGUUUUAUAAGACUUGUGUUUUCUUUAUGUAAGUUGUACAUAACUUGGCAAUCCACCCAGCUGAAGGGCAAGUUGUGAAGGUUCUGAGCAAGUAAUAAUGAAAUGGUGUAUUUAUUAUUAACAUUACUGGUGUCACGUUGUCACUGUGCCCUUCAACUUGCGAUGAGCUGACAAGCAGCCUUUCAUCUGGUCUGAUCUGAAAUGUUGUGCAGCAAAUUACUUUGGGGGGUCCCUGCAGCACAAUAUACACCCAGAAGGCUUUGUUUGGCCAGAAUUGAGUCUACACUUCCAGAAUGGAUGCUAAAUACAUUACUUCUUGCAAAUGAGCCACCAUGGCCACUAGAGGUCCAUGAAAAUUUUUGUCCUGGGCUUUUUAGACUCGUCUACUCAUGUACUGGGACAUGGGUGGCGCUGUGGGUUAAACCACAGAGCCUAGGGCUUGCCGAUCAGAAGGCCGGCGGUUCGAAUGCCCGCGACGGGGUGAGCUCCCGUUGCUCGGUCCCUGCUCCUGCCAACCUAGCAGGUCGAAAGCAUGCAGUGCAAGUAGAUAAAUAGGUACCACUCCGGCGGGAAGGUAAACGGCGUUUCUGUGCGCUGCUCUGGUUUGCCAGAAGCGGUUUAGUCAUGCUGGCCACAUGACCCGGAAGCUGUAUGCCGGCUCCUUUGGCCAAUAAAGCAAGAUGAGUGCUGCAACCCCAGAGUCAUCUGCGACUGGACCUAACAAUCAGGGGUCCUGUUGCCUUUUACCCAUGUACUAUCUGAAACCAAAGGGGCACACAUUGCUUUGUACCCAGGUGUGCGGCUGAAAGGACUCCCUCGGAAGGGGGUUGACUCUCCUUCCUUGGAGAUUUUUAAAUUGGAUGGCUGGCCAUCUGCCCUGGAUGCUGCAGUUGAGAUCCCUGCAUUGCCAGAUGUGAAAUACAUAGACAUUAAAUUCAGCUCUCCUGCCCCGCUAAGCGCUUUGAGCAAAGGAAGUGCACCCCGCUCUUCUCCUGACCCCCAAGCCUCUUACAGCCUCCCUGUCUUCUCUCCUCCGCAGGAUUUGAAUGCAGGUGCGGCCACGUUUACUGCGGCGUCCACCGCUACUCAGACGUCCACAGUUGCUCUUACAAUUACAAAGCGGAUGCAGCCGAGAAGAUCAGAAAAGAGAAUCCUGUAGUCGUCGGGGAAAAGAUCCAGAAGAUUUGAACUGCUACACUCUAGCUGGAAUAUUAAACAAAAACGAAAAAAAACCACAAAAAAUAUAUGACCAUCUGCAGAUGAAAUUGACUUGAGCUUCUUCCCCUCGCCCACCCCCUUCCCAAUUCUUCCUCCCCUCCUGCUUUAGUCAUGCCGAAUCAUGCAUGUCAUCCAAAAGCAUAGGUUCCCCCCUCCCCCUUUUAGAACAUGACUAAACUUUAUUGCAAUGCCCCCACCACCACCACAACAGCUGAAGAGUUAAGCAACCUUUACACUUGUGAGAUUCACUAUAGGAGUCCCUGUGGGGCCCCUGAAUAAAUACGAUGGCUAUUCAAGUAUUAUCCUUUUGAAAUAAUUUUUAAUUUUAGUUGAGUGCAGAGGGCUUUUUAUAAUACCGACACAGAGAUAUAUCGGAAGGCAGCAGCGCUUUUGUUUGUAUUUCUCUCUCUUCUGUUGUACUCAAACAUGCAUGCAUUAACCUGGCCGUUUUUGUUUUCCGGGGAUUUCCCCAUCUCUCUCUUUUUUUGUAUAUAGCUUUCCUUUCCUUUUCUCUGCAGCACGAUUUCCCUCCCGCCCCCCCCAUAACGCCUCGUACGGCACAACUAGCGAUCAGUAACUGAAUGUAUUUUAAUCAUUGCGGCUGCUUGGGUUUUUGUUUUGUUUUCCGUUCUCCUCCCCCAUUAACAAAGGUUUAUACAUAUGUUAGCAUAAUAGCUUGUUUGCACCCCCCACUACCUAUUUAUGUAUGAAUCAUUUGUAAUGCGUGAGUCUGAGCGUGUGAUUGAGUGAGUGAGUGAGAGAGAGAGAGAGAGAGACAGAGAAUUCUGAGAUUCUAAAGUUUGCGUGUGGGAUUUUUGUUUUUCCUUUUCAAAGAUAACUUCUAGGAUAUUUCUUCCCACCCCCUUCUCCCCUGUGUGUGUGUGUGUGUUCUGGGACGGGGGGGAGGGUGGGGGUGUUGUCUGCACUUCCUUGCCGACUGCAGGUUUUCUUGGGGUUUAUGUUAUUGGGUCCUUUAUGUACACCAAUAUGAAGAAUGAUGACGUUUUAACUGUAUUGUAUUUAUGUUCAUCCACGUCUUUAACUUUGAUUAAAAUAAAAUUUUAAAAAAUUGGGAUUUGG